AACGGGAGACGGAGAACGGACUACAGCUCCCAGGGGCUCCUUUCGGGCAACCGUUCUCGCCGCUUGCUCUCGCGAGAUGGCCCGCCGCCGCUCCGUUCCCCAACCCCGCCUCUCGCAAGUUCGCGCUCGCUUGCGGCGCGGUGGUUGAAUGUGGGGCCGCCCAGGGAAGGCGGUGGCGGCGAUGGCAGCCCGUUCCGCCGCCGCCGCGUCGUCUCCUCCGACGGAGCUGUCCUUGUCGCCCUUCGUCCGGAAGCUCCGUAAGUGGUGGAAGCCCCCUUCCCUUUCUGGCUAGCGGAGACAAGCGCCCUGGAGCCGCCGCAGCCGCUGCUUCCAGGGGCGCCGGGAUAAGCGGCAGAAGGAAACUUUCCUCCAGAGCGCAGCUGCUGUUUUCCGUGCUCAAUGCGCGCAGGGCUUGCAGUCCGAGUCUGCCUUCCUGCGCGCGCUCCUUAGAGAGUGAAUCUCUCUCUCUCUCUAUAUAUAUACACAUACAUACACACACACACGGAAUUCACUCUCUAAGGAGCGAAUAUUAGAAUUGUAGAGUUGGAAGGAAUCCCGAGGGUCGUCUAGUCCAGCCCCUUGCAAUGCAGGAAUCUCAACUAAAGCAUCCCUGGCAGGUGGCCAUCCAAACUCUGCUUUAAAACCUCCCAAGGAAGAAGAGUCCACAACCCCUUGUGGGGAGGCUGUUCCACUUUCUGGUGACUUGAAUCCGUUGCUUCUGGUCCUACCCUGCCGAGCAGGAGAAAACAAGCUUGCUCCAAACUUCGUGUGACAGCCUUUUAGAUACUUGAAGAUAGCUAUCGCAUCUCCACUUUUCCAAGCUAAACAUACCCAGUUCCUUCAAGCGACCCUUGAUCCUCUUGCUUGUCCUCUGCACACGUUCCAGCUGUUCAAUAUCCUCAAAUUGUAGUGCCCAGAACUGGACGCAGUUCUCCAGUGGGGUCGAAACCCUCUCCAAAGUUGUUGAGCCCCCUUGCAGUGCCUAGCUAUGCUAUGCAGUUCUCCCUGUGUGUGGUCUGUCCAAAGUAGAAUACAGUGGUACUACUUGAUUGGGAUACUAUACAUCUGCUGAUGUAGCUUAUAAUAGCAUUAGGGGUUUUUUUUGCUGCUGCAUCACACUGCUAACUCAUGUGAAGCUUGUGGUCUACCAAGACCCUUAGAUCCUUUUCACAUGUGCUGCUGGGAAGCCAGGUGUCCCUCAUCUUUAUAUUUGUGCAGCUGGUUAUUCCUGCCAAAGUGCAGAGCCUGACAUUUGUCCCUAUUGAAAAUCCUUUUGUUAGUUUUGGCCCAGUUCUCCAAUCUGUUAAGGUCUUCUUGAAUCCCAAUUCUGUCUUCUGUGGCUACCCCUCCCAGUUUGGUGUCAUCUGUAAAUGUGAUGAGCGUAUUUUCUGUGCUGUUCAUUUAAAUGAAUGCUCACUAGCUUUCUCUUCUUGCCUCAUCCCCAUGCGAUGACUUGAGUUAAAUCAAAUUGUGUACAGGAGUUUGCACAGCGUGAUGCAGUAAGCAAAAGAUCAUUACAUAACUGUGCUUAUUGAGUUGUGUUUGAAAACAAACCUAACAACAGCAACAACAAUUUUAUUAUUUUUAUCCCAUCCCAGCGACUCUGAUUAGGGAAUACCCAGCUCGAUCCUGCUUCUCGUUAGGCAUUUUUACCAUUGAAGUAAAUAGGGCACUGUAGGAAGUGUGUUUAGUUUUAUAAUCAAAGUCUUCACGAGGGUCAUAGUGUGAGGGCGAUCUGGCUGCGACAUCUAUCACCCCAUUGAUCGCCAGGGUUGAUAGUGUGGGGAGUGCCAGGAGGGCUGGGGCAAACCAGGCACCCCCAGUGUGGCCUGAUGCUCCUCUCUGCCCACCAAUGGCUGCAUUGGCCAGCUGGGCUCCUCUCUGCAUGGCUGUGCAGGUGGUUCAGCAUGCCCUGCUUUGCUUUGGUGGAGGUGGGGUCACUUCAGCAGAGAGGGCUAGGCUGAUGCCCGCCACCCAGAGUGCGCCGACCCCAGUGGCCUACAACUGACACUAUGCUGCUGGUCUUCACCUAUAGUUUUACCAUCUAAAAGUUUUCUGAAUUAGAUCCAUGAUGCUUAUAUAUUCCAGUUUGAUGCAGAGUUAGGCAUAUGUAAACCUAUUGGUUUUAUUUUUUGUUUUGUUAAAAGAUUAGUUUCUGAGUGGCAGCUUUUAAGGUCAAAUCAAGUUGCUGUUGCUCAUGAAGAAAGAUAAAAAAUGGUUUAUGGGGUGGGGUGGGGUGGGGGAAGUGGGAAACAGUAUGUGAGUGACAGAGGUAUGGAAAUGAAGAGCAGAUAUGUAUGUCUUGUGGUCCGGAGUAGAGGAUCAACUGAAAUUUUCCGUGUAGUACCAUUACCAAAUGUUUUUGCCUCUCUUGAUUUAUUUGUUUAAAGGUUUAAAGUCUUAGAAUCAUAGAAUUGUAGAGUUGGAAGUAAUCCCAAGGGUCUUGCCCCAUGCACUGCAGGAACCACAACUAAAGAAUCCCUGACAAAUGACCAUCUAACCUCUGCUUUAAAACCUCCCAUGAAGGAGAGGAGAGUCCACCACCUUCUUAACACGUAUUGGGAGUAAAGACUUGGGAAGCUGGUUUUUGAACUGAACUUACUGGGAAUAACCAGUGCAUCUGAUUUAAAGUAUUAACUGAACUUCUGAAACUUCUUCCAUUUUCAUUUCAUUUUUAUGAACAGGUCAUCAGCUGGCUGAAAUUAGAGAACGUGCUCUUAGAAAUAUUUUGUGUAAAUUGGAUCACAACUUGGUUACAUAUGAUGACUUGGCUCAAGAAAAACUCCUGUUUCUCAGUCUUCUGGAGUGGUUCAACUUUCCUGUAGUACCAAUGAAAGAAGAGGUUCUGAAUUUAGUGAGCAACCUGGUGAAGGUACAGUUAUCUGUUUUGUUAUAUGUUCUUGAAAAUGGUAAACCAUCUACAGUCCAUAUCCAUGCUGAAAAGUACUUACAUGUUACCCCACUUAAUGUAAUGCUGCUUUGGCAUUAAAAGAACAUUGGAAAGCAAAAUGAUAUGCCAUGAUGUAUUUCUUUUGAAAGGUGACUUGAAUGAGAUGCUCAGUACAUGGUUAUCUUCUAAAUACAGCUCCUUCUGAGAUCCUCUGCUAUGCAUAUGAAGCUAAAUGAUUUUUGCACACCACCCCAAUCUCUGAGCAAUGCAAGAUUCCAGGGGUUCAAGGCCCUUACCCAGUGUUUGUGUUUCCUUUGGAAUGAGGAACAGCAGAGACUGUGGUGUCUUUAUGAUAUAUGAUUUAUUUACACAUAUAUACACUCCAAGAGGUUCUUGCUUCUCCCAUAGCUAUAGCCUUGGAUUCCAACAGAAAUCAAGCGUGGCUCUGUCUUUCAGCUGCCCAGCCUACACACUUGCUUCUACCUUCUAGCUCACAUACACAACUCAACUCUCAACUCUGGCCUUUGUCUUUCUACCUACCAGCGAUUUAAGGGUGUGGCCCCCCACCCAUUUGCUCUCUAACAUGGAACCAUUUGCUUUGUUAGCUUAACAACCUGUACCUAGGCCAUCACCUCACCAGCAAGCUAGCCUGGCCAUUCCAGAAUUUUGAAUCCAUCCUGGGUCCAGGAGUUAGAAGCAUAUGAAACUAAUUCUCUUUUGUAUGCUGCCUUGGAUGGGCUUUUUCCUGCAAGCAACAUUUGAAUAAAUAAAAGCUUGGAGAAUUUGCCAUUUCGUUUUUUUAACUUCGUAUCAUCUUUCUAAUUUUAGCACCCGUCUGCUGUGGAACAAUUGGUUGGGAUUGGGGCAGUGGAGUUUUUCACUCAACUUCGUCCAAAUGUGGAUCCAAACCUACAGGCUGUGAUUGAUGGGAUUUUGGAUGGGCUAUUUGUGUUGCCUUCAGAAAUCUCUGCUGAUUAUCAGGAAGUGUCUUAUCAAACGCCCUUGCCAGCAGUGACUAAUAUAGGUAAGUUACACCUUUAUACACCAUUUUUAUUUUUAUUUUGCAAAGUGUGGGCCUUGUAUUGAAAAUAUCAAGUUAUUUAGCCCAGAUGCUAAACCUUUGUUAAUGGUAUCUGUGUUUGUGACUUCAGUGAUUUUCAGAGAGAGAAUUGGCGAUUUGAAAGUAUAAAUCUUCAAAAAUGAAAAUACUGGAAGGAAACAGAUCUACUUUUAAAAAGGAAAAAUGACUGUAUAUGAUUCAUAGAGUUAAAAAAAAUGAAGCUAUUUAAUACAGUUAAUGCUGCUACUUACUAUGGUUUUAUAUUUUUAAGUAUUGUCAGAAGAAGCUAAUGCUGGAUACUUUGAUCAAGGGGGAAAUAAUUUGCAAGAGAUGGGAAUACCACCAAAACAGCUAUCUGGUAGGUAACUUUAUAAAAAUGAAGUAAACAUGUGUUGGACAGUUUUCUAGAUUUGUUAGUGUGGUUGAACACCAUUGAGAAGGAAUGAAGUUUCAACCUUGUUUAAAGAUUGUUCCUUUUUUGUUUUACUGGUGUUUUUUAAAUAGAUAAACCCACCUGUAUUGUGGUUAUGGUGGUGGAAGCCUUGGACACCAGUUAGAUGAGCUGAUAUGUCAUGGAAUGUUCAUGAACAUUCAGAGCAAAUGGGGGAACAAAGUUUUCAGUUAGGUGAAGGAAGGGGAAAAUAUGUAUUUAUUUUUUGAGACUUUUAAGGUUUUUUCCAGCAGGCUCCCAGAGCACCUUAUAGAGCCAUUAAAAAAAAAAGUUCUGUCCUUGGCUUCCCAUCUAAAAGACAAAACACACAAGAAAAGUAGAUUGGAAGAGAAAAUAAGGAAGUUUGGGUGCAAGGAUUUCUCCUGUCCAUACUAAUAGCAUAGCUGUUGCCAGUUGACAAUUGAUAAAAGGAAGGAACCUGAUUCCUUGGCAAAUUGUCAGUCUGGCUAUGAUUAAAACCUCACAUGGUGAGGAAAGAUAGGCCUAGCCUUGCCUAUGCAGCAGGAUGAAGAUAGGGAAAAGAUCCUUAAUGUAGGGGAGCUUAAGGGAGAGGAUCCCAGAGCCAAUGUAAGUGAAAGAAAGGUACAGACUAGGCAGUGGCAGGGGCGUAGAAAGGGGAGUGUGGGGGGUGCGGUCUGACCCAGGUGUCUUCCCUGAGGGGGUGACAAAAUGGCACACCGCGGGGUGGGGGCACUUACUGCGGGGCCUGGCCUGCAGCGCGCCCGAACCACACGUCUCUUUUGGGAGUGAUGCAGUGGCUCUGGGCCCUGCGCUGCCCAAAAUGGCAGAGUGCAGCUUGCACCUGCCAGGCGGACUCUGUGGGCAGCUCGCCACGCCGCCCCCAUGGGCGGAUCUCUGCCAUGCCCCCGUGGGCAGCUUGCCCCAUCCCUGCUACUUCAGGUGCCAGAGCAGCUAGCUAUGCCCCUGGGCAACGGAUUGAGAAUCAGGUGUAUAAGAAAAGAUAGAUGGCAUGGGGCGGGGGGAGGCAGAAAAACUAACACCCGAGAAAGAGUUAAUCCAGGAGGAGGGGAUCUUCAACUAUUGAACUUGUUAACAACUUAGAAGUAAGUUUUAUACCAGUGUUGGAAUUUUAUGCAAUCAAAAGGAAGUGCUUGGAUACCAGCCCUAAUUGGCAGGUGGAACGAACAGCUACAGUCUUCUUCUUUUUCAAAAAUAUAACCUUGGAUCAAAAUGUUUUGUCAAAAAUGUACCAGUUUGUCUUUUCUGAUAGGCUUCUGUUAAUAAUCUUUUAGAUUGCAUCCCUAGCUUCCCCCCGUCUAGUUUACAUUUAGAAAAUGGCUCUAGGGCAAAGCAAAACAAACAAAACUCUAGCUCAUAUUUCUUACCAUUUAAGCCUUUGAAAAUUAGUGUUGGGCAUUGUAGGUUUCAAACAAUGAAAAAGGUAUAUUGGGAUGGGGAAACGAGAUAAGAGUCAUCCGCUAUAGGAGUGCUUAUCAGUUUCUACAAUGGAAACACUGAAUGAUACCUGUUUGCUCUGUGUUUCAGUAUAUGGCACACAGUAAAAAUAGCCUUUCUUCCAUCCUCAGUGAAACACGGCGUGAAAUCCUUGAAAUUUUCUACAUUUCCAUGGUUAUCCCUGACCACGACAGAUAGACAUGUUCUUUCAUCAAGUGAAAGGUAUGUGAAAUUAAUUGUAGCUUUGUUGUGUUCUGUGAAAGGGAAUAAAAGUUGCUACGUUUCUUCUUUAAAGUGCAAGUUCUAUAAGAACUGCGGCAGUUUUCUUUUGUUCUGGAGCAAUGCACGGAAUUAUUAAUGAAAGCGCUACCUGUUUGCCUCGUCUCCUCCCUGCCCACCCACCCAGCGUGUAUGUGUGUUGUUUUAAAAAAUAAGUUUCCUUGAGCCUUGGUGAUAGGGUGGAAUAUAAUCAAAUCAGAUAAAAAAUUAUGCCACUGAUGGAGUAUAAAGAGUUGAUUACUAUAGCUUUGCAAAGCAAGUUCGCAGUAAAAGUUCAAAUGUACUUUACAGCUCACUGAGAAGCAAAAAUCACAGUUUAAUUUGGAAUACCUGUGAGCUUCUACAAGAUGUCAUCAUGCAAGACUUUCCUGCUGAGAUAUUUCUUCAGAGACCAAAGAUUGUUCAGGUUAGAAAUGCUUUUAACUAAAAUAUUUCAUUUAGAAGUGUUAGCGAUUUUUGGUUUGCUUGCUUGCAUAUAUGUUUAGGCCUAAGUUCUAAUAAUGGGUGACUUUCGUUUACCUCAGAGUCUUCUGUCGCUAACAACAUUGGCUUUCGGAAGAGAUGGACAACACCGUUUAGCCUUACAAGCUGUCUUAUGUCUGCAGCAAUUAUGUACCUUUUUAAGAAACAGACUGAACUUCCAUAGAGAUCCAAGUUUUGUCUCAAGUGAAACUGGUUUGUAUCUUUCUCCCCCCCGCCCUCUCUCUUUCAUUUCAUUGAUGAAUUGCUUCCCAUAAAGUUUCCUGAAACAAUUGAAUAAUAAACAAAUCAACAAUAAAAACACAUAUUAAAAGAAUGCCAACUUCAGCACAGUUCAGCACAGAUUCAGACUGGACUAAAAAUCCCUACUUGGUCAGAAAAGGAUAGGCAACAAAAAGAUAUAGCUAAAUCAGGAUAAAUUGACUCUUGAUUAGACAUUGGCCAGAUACUUUGUUUCUCUCUCCCCCUCUAUCCAUUAAAUAAUUUAUAGUUAUAGUAAAAAUUGUAUAUAUAAUUGCAUUCUUGUUUGUUUGUUUGCAUUUUUAACCCCAUACUUCCUCCAAAUGUAUCAUACGGAUACAUCUCAUAAAGCAGUUAAGUUACCAUUAGAUGCCACUCAGGUUUCUUCUACCACAAUGUUGCACACUUCUUUUGUGUGUGUGUUAUUGUUUUCAUGUUUUUAUCUUCCAAGUAUUGAGAGACAUAGUGCAAUACAUUUCUGACUUAUAUCAUUGUAACAAUAAAUCAGAUGUGGUGGUGGUGAGAAAACAUGGCAAUAAACAAGUUGAGAUAUCAGAUGAUUCCAUUAUCUUACGCUGACCCAAACAAUAUAUGUAGAUGAAUGUUUACUGGUAUCCAACUAUACCAAUCUAUAACAUGCUUCAUUUAUCUGUUUGCUGGAGACUGCUAUUCAGUCCACAUUGCUAAUACCAGGUGGGGUGAACAUAAGGAAGAGAAAACACAGGUGGUCAGGAUUUAGACUUGCCUUGCAUAUUUUAUUAUUAUUUAUUAAAUUUAUAUUCCUCCCUUCAUCUGAGGAUCACAGGGUGGUUACAGUAUAAAAAUACAAAAAUACGAAACGUAAUAACAAACAAAACCAUAACCCCUCUCCGAUAUUAUUUAUGCUUCCUGCAGCUAGGAAGCCUGUUCCUCCUUAGAUAUUUUUCAUAUUUACCUGAGUUUUGCUUGAAACAACAGUGUGUUUUCUGGGAAUCAAAGUAUUUACUGACAGGAAGUUGGUAAGAGAUUUAGACUCCCAAGAGAUAGUGUAUCCAACUAGUGUUGAUACACAGUUGCACUGGCACAAAGAUGCAACAGAGAAUAGAGAGUUGUUGAGGCAAAUAGUGCAAAGAUAAUUAGUUUGGUUCUGCUUGCCUCACAUAGGAUGUUAAUAUAGCUGUUGAUGUGUAAAUUGGCAGAUCCACAGCUCAAGCUAUCGCAUGAUUGUGCCUCCUGUCUCUGCCUUACAAGUUUUUAGGUUCACUAAGUAAGCUUGAAUAUAGAAGGAAUGCAUCUGAAGACAAAUAUUUGAUCAAAGUUCACAGCAUAAUUCAUUAAAGCAAGUCUUUUUACAAGUUUUUUAAAAAACAUUUCCAUUGCUUAAAAAAAUAUAUAGUGGAAGGAAACCUACCAAAAUAAGAAUUAUUCUAGAUAAAUUUUUAGUAGCAAAAAUAGCAGUCUUUCCAGUGUUGGUCUGAAGUGCAUUGACCUAAAUCCUGGCUUAUAUUCAAUUGUAUUCUACUGGAUAGAAAACAUUGUAAAUUUCUUGAAGUGUUGUCCAUCUUAUUUGUUACGUGCUUGCUGCACACAAAAGCCUGAUUGUCAUUAAUGUCAUAUAAGGUACCAUUUCCCAGAAUUCCUCAGUGUCUUAUGGCCAUGAUGCUAGAAGAUCCGUUCAUUCUCAGAAUGCAUCCCCUGGAAGUAGUAGUCCUCGACCUUCCGUGAUAGGACGUACAGGUCAGCGUCCCAGAGGUGAUGGUCAAGACUGGGAUGCAGUAUCUUCAAGGUUGGCCAGUAACAUUUUUGUUGUAUACCAUAUACUUGUUAUCCUAUUUCAGUCGGUAGCCUCUGUUUGUUUGUUUGUUUCAAAUUAAAGAUUGGAGCUUCUGUACUUUAAAUGUGUGUUACUAGCCUCAUGCGUUAUAGAACCAAGCUUGAAACUUUAAAUUCUAUUAUUCCUGUCUAGAAAUCUUUACAAAUGUUGGACUGCACUGUAAGCACUGACCAUGACUUCCUGUAUGGGACAGCAGUGCAUAGGCAAAGGGGUGCAGAUAUAGAGCCAUCUUCUUAGAACUGAUUGAGAAAACCACGUUAAGAUCCCCAUACAUGCAGGGUUAACGCAAUAAUAGGUUGAGGGUCAUGCAUGCUGAAUGAACCACGUAAUUCAGUGCAUUUCUUUUUGCUUACUGCUAUUGUGAAUGAAUGAAUGCCAACUGGCAUGGGCUUCCCAAAGCAGCUGGAGUCUUGUAACUGAUAGCUGCUAAUUCACCUGGAGGGUGCUCAGUGCUCCUGUGUGAAGCAGGUCUUCAUCAAGAACGAAAAUAACUGCAGAGCUAAUAAGCAGGUAGAAGAAAACAUGUCUCUUUUCAGAGACUUGAUGACUGGCUCGUUAAUCACUACCUUUAGUCGAGAAGCAACGCAUCUCUUAAUGUCCCAAAUUACCUUGGCAGACAGUAUGCAAAAUGUAGUAUUUGGAAUUGCGGUGUUUCUUUUUAAAUAUGAAGAAUAAAUGUUCACUGUACUCCUGUUCCAAAAAAGUAAUACUUACCAGACUCUGUAAAUCAGCAAAGAGAUGCAGUGCCAUCUUGUUAGCUUACUAUUAAAAAUAGCCUUGUGGUUGUACCUUCGGCUUCUUGUAUUCAACCUCUUCUAUCUGAAGGCUGCAGUAUUGUGAUAGCUUGGCCUAGUUUUCUGGUAAUUUCCACCCAAUUUAUGCAGUGAUUAUAGAAGCAACUUUGGCAAGGUUUUUCACCAAAAGUGAGAGGAGCUGAGUAAAAGGAACACUCUGCCUAUGUCGUGCAUCACAGUGGUGCAUUGAGAAGACUACACCACUGGUAUGUUGGGUUUGAGGUGUGGAUUGAGAAGGUAGAAGAAAGUGCCACCAGACAUCCAAAAGUGGUCCUCCAGUUACAGCAUUUGACACGCAACAUUUCCUAUGCAGUUCGCUUUUUGCUACUUGCAAAUAGUAGGAUAAUUUGUAUUGUGUAUCAAUAAGGUUGUUUGUUUGCUUUUUGCAGUGGAAGCAGUUCUCAUGCUAAUGCGAAUUCAAGAGUUCACUCACCUUUGGAUAUGGGCCAUACUGACCUGCCAGAACUGGAGAAUGAGGAUACUUUAGAGUUACAGUUCCAACAGCUUAGCCUUCCUCAGUUCUGUGUAGCCGUUUUGGAAUAUGCUGUGCCUCUUCUAAGAACGGGUAAUUCUUUUUUAAAAAGGAAUUCUGGGCUUAUAAUAGGCCAGGUAUUCUAUAGCUGAAGCUUCUAUUCAUUCAAAAUGUUAAGAUACAUAUAUAUAUAUAUAUAUAUAUAUAUAUAUAUAUAUGCGCACAUAAUUUUUAUGCAUGAAACGAGGAUACUUGGCAGAAGGCUUUUGAACAUAUUUACCUGCUGUGAAUCUCUGUGCAUUCUGUGGGCUCUUGCUAGGAAUCUGAGCAACUUAAAUUUUAUUAAUGUGUCCAGCAGCCAUCAUGAAAGCAAACUUCUUUUGAAAUCAAUUUCUGUGUUUGCUUCCGACCUCACCUCUGCUUUACACUCAUUUUAUAGCUUUGAGCAACUCCAUCUAGUUGAGUGAUCUUUCCACUAUAACCAAAUAAAUGCCAGACAAGAGCGAGUGACUUCACCAAGGUCACUAAGUGAGUUUGCUAAGCAAGUAGCAGGAAAAGUUUUCAGCAGGGAACAAAAGGUCGAAACAGGAGGUGCCUGCUGUAUCUCUAUUGGCAGAGUAUUCCAUAAGACUGGGUCGAUGACACUAAAUGGUGUAUUUCGGGCUGAUGUCAAAUGACCUUUCCCAACUUGGGGGACAACCAACAUCUGGUGGAUGGUCACAAUGAUCAAGCUGGGAUAUAAGGGUUUAGGUGGUGCUUAAGGUACCUUAGACCUAAGUUGUUCAGGGCUUUGUAGAUUAAUAUAAGUACCUUGAACCUGGCUCAGUAGAUGGGCAACCAAGUGCAGAUGUUUUAACAAUGAUAUAGCAUGGACUACAAGUGCCAGAAGGCUGAGGUGUGCUACUCUCUCAGUCCAGUGCUGAACAUAGCCCUAAAGCUCAGAAGAUAAUAUGGUGCUUCUGAUGCCCAUCGCACUGAGUUGUUCCAGGAGGACACCAUGGUCAAUAGUAUCAAAACCUGUGGAGAGAGCAAGCAGAAGUAACAGGGUGACGCUCUCCUGUCUCUUGCGUUAUAUAGGCUAUCCAUCAGGGUUUUCAUGGCUAAUUCAGUUCUGAAACUGAGUCUUAACCCAGAUUGUAGUGGAUCUCAAUAACCAAAUUAAUUAAUAGAAAUUCCUUACUGUAAUAGCCUUCUCUGAUACCUUACCUUUACCUGUGUAAAUUCUCAGGUAGUAAGAAAGUGACCAUGCAUGUUCUGGAGUGUCUGGCUGAGGACCUGCUGCUUAUUUCUGAUGCCGUGUCUGAAGAUGUUUGGGAAGACAACAGUCUCUUUGGGCUGGAACUUGUGAGUAUCUCUGAUAUCUGUGUCUUGGAUUUGUGAGUCUCCCUUUGUAGAAAUGGCUUAGAAACCUCCAUUUCCUUUAUAUCGGUUUCUAAUCCAUUUUAUGUCUAGAAUUUAGAAUGGGCCGCAUAUGCAUAUGUUUUUAAGAAGCUAUAACGCCCCCCCCCCCCAUUUUGGCUAGUAAUAUAAUAAUUUGACAAAUCCUUAGAAGUCCAAAAUAGCUGAACAUUCUUAAAGCAGAAAUUCAUCAAUUAAUCUGUGUAAGAAUGCUCUGCUUGAAUCAAACAUAUAAACCUGUUUUUGAGAAGCAUAUAACAUAGGGGCUUGCUGGACUUUUAUGGAAAGAAGGAAUUUUCACAGCGGGGGUGCCACCCCUGAGGGAGCUCUGCUAUAGCAGGUCUUACUUUUCCAGAAAAAGUUACGUGGAGGCAGCAGUGACACAAAAUUUCAGAACAUUUUGAAACCAUGCAAGAAAAAAUGGAAAUUUUGUGGAAAACUGAAGGCAGCAGAAACAGAUUUUUUUGGGGGGGAGGGAGGAGAAGUCCUUGGGGGAGAGUAGACACAGGAUUCCUCCCAUUCCCCCCCCAUGAGGUACCACAUCCCUUUGUGCAACAGACUUCUCCAAUAAAUUGUAACAAUUGAGGAGACUAAAAUAACUUUAUACCGUAUUUCUAAAGAGCUAUAGGGAACCAUCUUACAGCAUGAGGACAAGCUGAAAAAGUCUUUAAAAAGAUGAGAGCACAUGUGUGAAAUUCACUGGAUGUCGUUUAUCUUGUUCUAAGAGUAUCUCCUGUAAUGACUGAGUACAUCCCUGUCAUAUACUUUUCAUAAAUAUUGAACUUGAUGAACUUCCUUUUAAUUUGCAGAAGGAAAAACUGCUUGGAGUCCUAGAUACCCUGGGUGAAACCAUGUCCUACCACAAAAAUAAUGCAAGUUCAGAGCAGCCUGAGCUUGUGAUCAUCCACCACAGAAUGGCGUAUGUUAGUGUUUCACUUUUCACCAUUCGACUACUGCAUUCACUUAUCCCUGUGGAAAAGGUGAGACUCUUCCCUACUUGAAAGACUACUUAUAAAAAAAAAGCUUACUUGGGUAGAAAGUACUUUUCAAGAUUUAUAUGGUCCUUCAGAUUAAAUAAAGAUCUAUUACAAAUACACAAUACAUAUUAUGAAAAUCAGUAAAAUCAGUGCGGAAUGUGGUAUAGUUAUUCUUUUGAGUGAUAUGCACUAUAACUUCACUUGGGGCAAAAAGUGAAAGCAUCUAAUUUAAACUUUAAUUCUUGCUUUAUUCCCUAAUGACAAGUGUCCAGUCUGCUACAGUCAGUAACAGACAUCUGAUAAUUUGUAUGUGUGUGUGUUUGCCUGUAUUUGAAAAAAGUGGAAAAUGUGCUCCAUAAAUAUUUCCUUGUAGACAAGAUUAAUUUUAAAAGGUUAAAAUGCAUUCCUGGAAGCAGGUGGUUUAAGUUUGAUCAUAUCAAUAGGUAAAAUUUCAUUAGCGAUAACCAAAUAAUAUGUUCUCCCUAGUUCCUGAAAGCAUUUAGGCCAAUAAUUAGCUGAUACUAUUGUUUUAUGUGUGGGUUUUUUUGACAUGGUAUCAGCAGGUGCUUAGUGAUUUUAUUCAGUACAGAGAGGUGACUGAAGAGUUCAGUUUUUUUGGGGGGGGGGAUCCUUAUUACAUUGGUUAACUAUCAAAAGACUGUGCUGUUCAUGCAGAUUAUGCAUUCAUGAAGCUGGGAUAAAACAUUAGCACCCCGCUGCGUCUUAAAGUAUUUGGUGUUGGAGCAUUAUAAAGGAACAGUAAAUCUUAAAAUGUGGAUUAGGUGUGCUGUCUGCCAUCUGGUGGUUAAAGAAAAUAACGUAGCUCAGCCUACAUCCCAGUUAAUCCAGAUGUGCUUUAGGGUUGAUGCACACAGUAUGUAUCCUGCACAGAGAUAAUUUUUAUGUACUUAAAAUAUCAUGUGAAGCAGGCCUUAGUUCUAUUUACACCCAUCCUGAAUGGGGCAGGCCUUCUCUUUUAAUUUUGUUGCUUCUUGACCACUAAGGCAAUAAAUGCAUAGCUGUAGCUGCAAAAGCACAGCAAAGAUGCUGGCUGAACACUGUGUGGAUCCAGCUGCUGUAAAUUCAGGUGCUGUAUGUCCCACCCUAAACAGCUAUUCGCUGGUUCAGAGGCUUUAGCUGUCAUAGCCAUUAAAGUGGUACCUCAAAUUACAAACGCCUCACAUUACAAACGCUUCAGGUUACAAACUCCGCUAACCUGGAAGAGUCACCUCGAGUUGAGAACUUUGCCCGAGGAUGAGAACGCAGCAAAAGUCCCCAUUAGCGAAAGCACGCCUCUAGUGAAGAACAGUUUCAGGUUAAAAACGGACCUUCGGAAUGAAUUAAGUUCAUAACUAGAGGUACCACUGUACUUUCUAAAAUAGGUAACUUGUGGGUGGAGUAGAUAGCCAAUGUGGUGCCCUCAGAUCUGGUGGACUGUGAUUACUGUUGAUCCUCAGGGAUCAUGGGAGCUGUAGUCUAAAACAUCUGGAAGGCAAUGCUACAACAUGUAUACCAGAGGUUCUGCAAUAAUUUUUUUUGAAGUAAGAAAGGUCUUGUUCGGAACUAGUGUGUGUUCACUCUCCCCUUUUUAGAGGGGAAGUUCAGUACUUAGGAUACCAUCACUUAACAGUUCCUGCUACACCAGAAUGUGUGGAAACUGAUAUCCUCAGAUUAAUGACCUGAAGAGAAGUAAUAAAGGAGGUGGAGUAAUGCAUGCUAGGUCCAGAAUUUGAAAAACCUUAAAUUCUUCUUAGAAGCUCACUGAUAGUGCCAUGUGUUAUAUUGGUGAACUUCUGUCAUUAAGAGAUGGGCUGCCAAAUUUUGUGCAGUUUCUGUAUGGUUUUAGGGGUUGUUCCCUGUGCAGUGCAUUUUGAACUCAAAAUACACAGCCUUAUCUAACUCGGAGAUUGCAACUGUAACCUCAUAUAGGAUUUUGCCUUGGCCAGUUGAUCACUUUUCGGCAUUGUUGUUUAGCUCAAAUUCUAUAGGUUUCACCUCAUGACCACACACAUCGCUUUGAAUAAAAACGUUAGCUUAGCACACCUGCGGAUAAAUGUUCUUUUUUUUUUUUUGAGGGAAUUGUUUUUGUUAAAAAAUAUUUACAAAUGGUCAAUAAAUAACAUAAUAAGAAUAAUACCUAAUUUUUGUACUUAUUUGCAAAUAGACUCUUAGUCUGUUCUGUCCUCCCUUUCUUAAGGCUGACAGUGUUUUACCAGAGAGUUUACUAGCGGCUUUAUUUGACCUUUCCGUGGACAUGCCUUUCUGCUUGGAAUAUCCAAGUAUUCAUGACUCUGUCAUAGCUUAUUUGGAACAAAUGAAUUCAGAAAACUACAGCAUCUAUAAACAAGCUGCAGAGGCUGCCUAUUCUGUUGAGUGUACCUGUAACUUUAUGGCGGAAGUCCACAAGGAGGUAGGAAACAUUGAAUUCAGUGAUCCAAGUGGGGAAUUUUAUUCCAGUUGAUUUUCAUAUAUGUUGUGGUGGUGUCCUUUUAAAUAGCUUUUGGAUAUAUAUAUAUUUUUAAAAAUUGUUUUGAUAUAUGCAAAUGUUUUGGCUGUUCUUACAUAUGCAGUUGCUCUGUGUGUUUUUAUUGUAUUGUAAAUCACCUCAGGAUGCGUCAUGGGAAGCGACCCGUAAAUGAAAUGAAAUAAUAAUAAUAAUAAUAAUAAUUUCUUGACAAUUUAUAUACCACUUAAUUAUAAUGCUCUCAUAAGCAGUGUAUGAGUAACUCGGUGCAAUCCACCCUUCCUCACUCCAGUCAAAACUAUAAAAUCAGAACGUAGGUUUUAAAAGUCUCAGUAGCCACCAGCAGGGAGAGAGCCUGUCUUACCUCAGCUGGAAGGGAGUUACAUAAAAUUGGGCCCACGGUACUGAAUGCCAAGCUCCUGCUGGGAUACAAGCCAUGCACCCGAACCAUGGGGAACCACAAAUAGUGACUUUCCCUAAGACCUCAGUGAUUUGGCAGUGUAAACUGUGUAAUGGGGUGAAAGCCUUUGUUGAAGAAUUAUUUCAUCAGUGUUCCAGAAUAAGGGCAAGAGGGUGAAGGUCUACGUUUUACCAUUCUGAGUUCUUUUCAUCCUUGGGUAGCGAGGAGUGUGAGAACGUGUCCUUUUGGGGGGUAGAGGACAGCUUGGCCUGACUAGUGCAUGGGUAAAAAUGUCAUCAAGUUGUUUUAAUCUUAUAUAUGCUUGUUACAUCUCAAGAGCUAGCCCUGUUCAUAGUAGGGUUAGUUUCUAAGAUGUAACAAGAUAAUGACAAUAAUGGCUAUGUCAGUUUGUUGUGUUUUACAGAUUAUAUUAUUUACUUGUUGCCAUCGCUAUCCAAAGCACUUCCUUGUCUCUACUGUUCCCUCUGUGUGGAAAAAUAAUCACGUUGCUACUCAUGAGCAACCUUAGAAGUUCUCUUAGCUGUGUUGACAUAAAUGAUCUUCCUGUAGUGCCACACACCCUGCCAUAGAAUGAGUUGCACUAAGAUUAUUGGAGGUAUUUUGAGAGAACCAUCUAUUGCCCCGUGGUAUUUCAAUAGUACACCCCUCUUGGAUUGUACGACUUAGUGAAAUCACGCUGCAACGUGGGCAGGCUUAGGCAUGCUUGAUCUAUCCUUGGUCCUACUUGCCAAUAAAAUUCAGUCUUGUGUUAUUUAAGUGUGUUACAUGGUGGUAUUAAUGGGUCUGCUGUAGACUAGUUCUCGGUAUACGUGUUGCAUUUUUGACAGCUACUAUUCCUAGUUGCAUCCAUUGUAAUUAGCAAAUGAUUACUUGUUUGAAAGAUAAUGCUUGUUCAUUAACCUUUAAGUGAGCUGUUUCAGUAUUUUUAUAAAAAAAAUAAAUUCUGUGAUUCAUAUGUACUCUUUCGUAGGGAGAAAAUAAUCUUCUUGAUCUACUGGAGAUGGUAGAACAGGCUCUAAAAAGUCUCCCAUAUCAUCAGCACUUCCCUCUACUUCAGGAAUUCCUCAGCAUUUGCUCAGACAUGUAAGCAUAUGGCAACUUAACUUGCAAGAAAGCCCCAUGUCAUGAUGCUGGAGACAAGAGUACAAGGCUAUUUUUAAAAGUAUGGGGCUAUACUUAAAUUGUUACGCUGUCUGUCAUAAAUUUAGCCAGUAGUAAGUGCUGGCUUACAACACAAUCCUAUACACUCCUAUCUGGAAGUAAGAUUGCAAUCCUGUCCUUUUAGUUAAGUGUGUAUAGGAUUGCAGUCCUGUCUUACGUAGUGCCAUAGAUACACAGGAUGAUUUGCAGAGCAGUAAAUAUGAAGAAGGAGGCUCCUGCUCAAGGAUCCCGCCGUCCCUGUAGUCCGCCUAAGAAUGUUGGUUAAAGGGUACCCUUUAAAUUGUACAAAGCAGUAGCAGCCUGUAUGGUAGGGCAGAGUUGCAGAGCUGUGCUCCCAACACCGUACCACUGUCCUCAUAUUCACACAGGAAAGUGCACUGUAGCAUAUGUUUCUUCAGAAAUCAGUCACAUCCUCACCAUGCAUUUAAAGUAAUGGCUUCACCCAAGGAAUCCUGAAGGCUCUACUUUUGUUAUGGGUUGUUGAGGUGGAAAGUUACUAGGAUGCCCCUCACAGCAUUACAGUUCCCAGAGCCCUUAGAAAUGACAGUUCUUAGGAUUCUUUGGGAGACGCCAGGGCCGUUAAAGCAACAUAACUGCUUUAAAAGUAUGGUGUGGAGGUGGCCAAAGUCGACAGCCUAACAAUUAACCACACAGCUACAAAAGAUGAGGAAGUAACUGAAUUAGUUGUAAGCUCACGAGUGCCUUGGCUAGGGGGAAUCUGUACCCCAAGGCUUAACGAAUUGGCUGCCCAUGUCUCAGAGCAAUUAAUUUCUCUUCGUAUUGAAUUAUUUCUGUUUGUAGCUGGAAGUCUGCCCAAGCUAGCCCGUUGCUGCAGGCAGAGAGUCAGAAGGUUCUCCUCCAUCUGUUGUCCCAUCCUCUGCCGAAUAUACGAACUGAAGCCUAUCGCUACUGCCUCAAAACUGUUAAGGUUAGCAUUUAAAAUGGCUUGCAAUUUACUUCCAAGCUAAAGAAAGAUUUCUUUUUCUUCCCUACCAUUUAGUAAUCUCAUAGGAACAGUCCAUUUCAAAAGCUGCCUUAGUCGUGUUGGGCUGAAAACCCAGCGUUUUGCUGUAUGAUGUUAAGCUUGCUUGGCAUGAAUUAUGCCUGAGCACGUUCAGAUUUUUCUGAGUUUCACAGAGGAGAGGGAUGUGUCUACAUGGUUUCUUUGUCUCUAUUCCCUGUCCACCUGCUAAAUCAUACUUUAUUAUAGUUCUUCUCAUUUGGUGUAUAUAAAAAGCUGCUCGCUUAAGGCAGAUAAACAGAGCCAACAGCCCAGCCCUUAGCAUCCAUUUUAGUUAAUGGUGUCAUUAUUAUCUUGCUGGAAAUAGCUUGACUGUUUGUGCAUGGCUUCAAUAUUGUCAAGACAAUACUUAGCUGUCUUUUAUGUAAUCUUUCUAGGAAUGUUUAGGAAAUCAUAAUGCCACUAAACCUGUUUCUUCAGUCAGCUAUGGAAUACAUUUUCUGCUUCAUCCCAAAGUUCUCUAUGAAAUCUGUAGUUUUGGCCUUCAAGAUUCCCAUCAUGAGGUACUAUAUUUUCUUCAUCUUAUCCUCUGUGAGUUAAUAAGUAUGUUGAGAGGUAUUGCAUACACCAAAGAACUUUCUAAACGUCCAAAGUUUUUUCUUUCAUUCAGUGGAAUUUACCUCAGAAUGUUUCAACUGAGUCAUAAGAAUGGUGGGGAAUUUGAAGAAGACCUUGUAUUUUUUUUUAAUGUGACUAAGUUUCGUCAUCAUAACAAAAUUCUCCUCUUCUCCCAUUCAAGGGACUUGGAUUCUGGGAAAUGGGGCCUUGCCAAGUGGCCCUUUUCUUCAUAGUGUUAACUGUCCCUGCUGUUUUUCAGUGAAGCUAAUAUGAUGUUUCACUGAAGCUAGUAUGUAACCAUGCUUUCUGAACUUUUGAAGACUCCUUAUCUGGAGCUUAUGAUUUAUGUUGCAUGUCAAAAACAACACACAACUGCUUCUAGCAGCACUAUGUUGUUUCAGGCAUAGGAAAUAUUCUAUUAUGGCAGCUACUGUAUAUAGAGAAUAAGGUGGUGUGUUGAUAGUAAAAGGAACAGUUGUGACAAGUUUGCAAGGCAUUACUAGAAUAAAAUCUCUCAUAUCUUUGUUUUAGUGUAUUUGCUAGUGUCUGUAAAGGUGUUCAGAGCACUGUCAGGUCAUAGAUAAUUUUCAAAGGGUGGUAUUAAAGUAAGUUUUACUUUGAGUAGACCCGUUAAAAUAAAUGAACAUUAGUUACAUUCAUUAAUUUCAAUAGUAAAACUAUUGACCCAAUUAAUUUCUUGAGUAAAACUGACUUGAAUACCACCCAGUAUUUUCAACCUGAAAAUGUGGACAAGAUGCAGCCCAUCCUAUGUGGAAGUGGUCUAGGCACUCAGGUAGACUGGUAUGGGAAAGUACAUUUGUUGUCAUGCAUCUGGGACCCAGCUAUGUUAUUCUAUAUAUUGAGUUGUGGGAGGAGACACAGUCAUUGUCUACCAUCAUACUGUUGGGUUUCUGAGCCUUCAGGGAAUGGUUCCAUACCUUUUCAAGCUCGUUCUUCAUUUUGAAUGUGAGAAACGUUCAGAUCAGAGAUUUCUUACCAUAGAUUCGGUACCAGGUUUGUUGACAUGUACUCAAAGGAUAGAAUAAAGUUCAGGUAUUGUGCUGAGAUUUAUCCCCCCAUUGCAGUCAGUCUGCUCUGUGGGAAGUAAGCAAAGCCAACCACCAGUUGUAAAACAUGCCCUAAACCUUAAGGCACGGAAGCUCUUUUUGCCAUUUUUGGGUGGAUGCCUUGCUACAAGGCAGCUGAGUCUUGCACUCUACUUGAAGACUAUUUGAUAACAGUAGGCUCAUGAUAGUAUUUCACCACAGUUGGAUUUAAAACAAAGCACAAAACUAUUUGAUGUUAAAGCUUCCAAGGCACAGCCUAAUUUCCCUUUAUGGUACCAACAAAUUGGUUUGACCACUCUUUAUUCUGCUACCUUGCCUUCUCUCAUUAAAACAGGUGUGCUCAGCCGCCACUUUUAUGCUGAUGUAUCUUCUUCAGGGCCGAUUGAUGAUGGCAGCAGUGACCUGGAACAAGUUUAUUGAGGCCCUCUAUCCUGUUGUUCCAAUUCUUCAGGUAAUUUCGACUUCUCGGAGCACAGUUUAUCUUGAACUAAGCUUAAUUGCUUUGCCAAUAGGAGCAGCAAUGACAUUACACAAUAGGGAAAGAUGGAUAUUUAUAAACAUGGCGGCCAGGCAAAUAAGGAAUGGAGGAGCAAUCAAUAUACUUGUUUAUUGGAUAUUCUGAGUGAAUGCUGGAGAACAAUGUAGCAUUAGGCUUAUUUCGAAAUGGGAAAGCUUAAUUUCAAAUGGAUUAUCCAGCAUUUUUCUGAAUAGUUCUUCAGAACCUUAUUCUUCCUAACCAUCUUAAAUCCUCAUUGAUCCUGACUUGGGGGACAAGUUAUAGAUUUCCUUGUAUAUCUUGAAGUUUCUUGGUAGCUCAAUUUGCUGUAGAAUCAUCGCUCCUCCUAUCUCAUGAGAUUAAUCCCAGCCAUUUUAUGACCAUGAGAAUAGUAGUGCUGAUCCGAAACACCAGAGGUCACUUUUAGAAACAUGUGAGCAUACAUGUUCACUCAUUCAUGAAAUACAAAUUGGGGUGAAAGGUUUACCAUACAGCUUUGGUGUGUAGUGAAACUACCAGAACAGUUUGGAACGUGUGUGUUUGUGAUCUUUUGAAAAUUGAAAAUAAAAUAAAAUAAAGAAACUGCCAGAACAGUGGGGCAAAUCAGGAUUGAUGGGGGGCAAUGGAACCAUAUACCCUUUCAUACUCCCCUCUGAUGCAGCAGCCAAUCAAGGGAACAGUGGUUGUGAACUGGUAUGAAAAAUGUACAAAGGCUUUUUUUCUUUUUCUUUUUAAAUAACGAAACAUUUCCAGUCUUCUGAAAUUAUAACUGAACCUCUCGAAAAUUUGGUGGAGCACUUGUUCAUAUAGUGUUGAUGGUGUUGAGCAACCACCCAUCCAAUGAAUUUGGCCUACAAACUUGAAAUUGCCCAUUACUCAGGGUGAAUUUACUGUUGCCAAGAAAAUUAUUACAAUGCAUGACUUAUUAUUCUGUUAAAUGGCCGAUGUGAACUUUUAAAUGCACACUUAGGGCUAUGCAGACACAGAAGACGCUCUGGGUAGUUGCAUCCUCUCACUGAGUGAAACAAAUGCUGAAAAAGAAGGGAUUCUCCCCAGAACUACAAGACUUAAAGCUGCCUUGCGUCUUCUGUUCUCAAAAAAACCAUUGUGAGUAUAUCUGCAAUUUUUGUGUGUGUGUGUAUGAGGAAGACUGGCAUUACAUCUCAUUAUGACCUGCUUCUUGCAGAGAAUUCUAGAUGAACUAGAUUGACUUUCAAGUGCAGGUGGUACUGGACACCCCAAUAGUAAUUUUUCUAUGGAAAUUUAAUUUGGACUACUUUAAGCAAGGAAAGGGGGAAAAAAUGUAAGGGACAAUGCUGCCACUCAAUAAUUUUUCUCAAAGAAAAGUAGCACCAUCAAAAUGCUCAGAAUUAAAUAAAUUAGGCCUAUCCGUAGAUCUCCAGACACUUGAUUGAAGAAGAAGAAGAAGAAGAAGAUGAUUUUGGAUUUGAUAUCCCACUUUAUCUCAAAGCGGCUAACAAUCUCCUUUCCCUUCCUCCCCCACAAUAAACACUCUGUGAGGUGAGUGAGGCUGAGAGACUUCAGAGAAGUGUGACUAGCCCAAGGUCACCCAGCAGCUGCAUGUGGAGGAGCAGGGACGCAAACCCGGUUCACCAGAUUACAAGUCCACCGCUCUUAACCACUACACCACACUGAAGCGCAGGAGCAAAUAAGUAGGGGGACAUAGUUAGGUGCCACUGAAGUAGAGUGAGCAGCUGAAGAGACUCUUUGUUUACAUCUGGUUGGUUGGUUCUUUAUAUAUUCAAACACUACUUCAGCCCAGUGUGGUAUAAGAUAUUGGGGAAGUUCAAGUAGCAGGUGUACUGAAAACAUUGCAUCCUAUUUAGAAGGGGAUGGGGACUGAACACCAAGCAUUUCUGCAUAUAUGUGUCUACUUUAAAAUUUCAGGGCAUUGGGUAUAAACUGAAGAGCAGGAAAUGUUUUCUAGGGAAAAUUCAAAGCAUACAUUUUAUUUCCUCAGAGUCCGUUCCACGGCGCUCAAACACUUGAUGUUUCAUCUUACGACUGAAGACGAGGCAACCCUGAGGCACCCACUACCACAGAGUAGUGUCCUUUCAAGCAUCCCUAACUUACUUAUUGUGGAAAAGACUGUUGAACUCAAGCUGGGAGAUUCAGCAAGAGAGUCAGUAUUUAAGGUGAACAAAGGAGCCUUUUAACAGAGAUUGCUAGCAUUGAACUGGAGCUGUAUCCCCCAAUGCAAGAGGGUUCUAGUGUUGAAGAUGCUGUUGGAAAUAUUCUGUGCCAGCGUUGAGGAGAAGCAUGGGUUUCCUGGUAGUCACUGUGGCCUGAGGGACGUGACUGAUCCAGAGGAAAAUGAUAGAUAUGGAAAGGAGGGAAAGGAACAGGUUAGAGGAGAGAACAAGCUGUGGGGUGAAAGAAUCUGCUGUCAUGGGGUCCUACAGAGAUCGAGCAGACUGAAUGAAGCAUGGAACGGCCUGAGUGAGGAAGAGAUCCAGGGAGACUGUAUAAGCAAUUUAAAAAAAUUGGGUUCCUGAGGCGGAAGGUCAGUCAACUGGCACUUGUUGAGGGAUACUUCGGGUAAUGCUAACCAAUGAAAUAUGUUAGUCCAUGUUUCUAACUUCAGUCUGUUUGGGUGGUCUUAAAGGUGAAGGUUCUGAGCCAAGUGGGGCAAAGUAUCCUUAGUCCAGAUCGUAUCUGGGAAUCAGUGACAAGUUUCCUAUGUACAAAGCAGGGGUAAAGGAGUUUAUUAAGGAAUGUCCAUAGUUAUUGAUAAGACAGUGUGAGUUGAGGCAAGAAAGAAGCUUUUGUUUUCACCAUGGUUAAUUAAUGACCAAGCGUAGGAUCAAGCUUCUCUUGGCAGCUGGCAAAGAGAUCAGGUGCAGAAUUAGGCACUGGUAUCCACCUGGGAUUCUUGUACUUUUUAUAUUACUGUACAUUGUAACUAAAUUUACUUCCAAUGAGGCCCCAAGGACAGCAAAACGUACAACCACGUUGUACAGUUUGCCUGUAGAGCAAAGCUAAAGAAGGAGUUUGUGGCAUAUGCAGAAACGAACACCUUGGCAUCAGUACUUUAAGAGCAGGUAUGGACAACCUUUGUCCUUCCAGAUGUUGCUGAGCAACAACUUCCAUCAGCCCUGGCAAGUGUGGCCAAUGUCCAGGGAUGAUGGGAGUUGUAGUUCAGCAACAUCUGGCAGGCGAAACGUUCACCACAUUUUAGGGACUUUGUAAGACCUCUUGUCCUCAAAUUGCUGUGCAGUCAGCCCCAACCAGUGUAGCCACUGAUCAGGAACGAUAGAAGUUGGAGUCCAACAAUGGUUCCCUUGCCCUAGUAUAAAAUACACUAAAUUGAUACUGUGUUUGUGCCCAAACGAUCCCCUCUAGCCACUUAACAUUAGGCAGAAUGAAACAACAUCUGAUCAAAUAACCCUUAUACAAUUGAGCUGAAGGUGUCUCUGCCCCUGGUGGGAUUACGAAGGCAAAUAUUUUUCCAGAUAGAUAAUGGUGUGUAUCAUUUUAUUUUUAGGCUGAGACUGUUGAAAAGCUGUAUGAUAUCUUUAUCUCGGACACAAUUGAUCUAGUUUUGAGGAAGUCAGCAGCUGAGCAGCUAGCUGUAAUUAUGCAAGGUAAAGUGUUUUUCCUACAUACUUUUACCAGCAGCAGUUCACAGAGUUACUUCCUCCUUGGGAGUAGUUUUGGCCUAAUGUUUUAGGAUGGAUACUCCAUCUAACCCCUUUUGAGGUAAUCUUUUGACUUGGAUUGAUUAUUUCAGGAAUGAUUUAUUCUGACAGUUGUAAUAGAUAUGCACCCCAUUGACUGAUAUCAUUAUCACAAUAUUUUGAUAUUAUUAUCACAAUAGCAAAAAGGAUGUGGAGGGAACAAGAAAACAAGCGAAUUCAGACACUACGGAAGCAAUUGUAACUUAGGUUAUGGAGGGGUGGAGCUGCAGACCCACUACCACAUCCCAAACCCCGCCAGUUCACACUGAUUAGGGCAGAGGAUGUGUGGGGUGGUUUCCUGUAACUUUUUUUGCUAGGCAGCUCUGAGCUGAUGUAACUGCAAUGGGCAUAAAGGUGCCACAUCCUUCCCUGAAACACCCUGUUUUCAUACUUUCUGAUUGUUACGCCUGGUGGGGCAUUCAACAAUGGUAGCUUUCUGCCCCUCUGGCCAAAGCUGAGAUUUCCAUGGUGGCCUUUCCUUCAACUAGUGGUACUUGUCUUACCUGAAAGAGUCUAUUAGAGAGGUAAAAUGGCAUCAGCAUGGGACUGGGAGCUAGAGUGUAAUUCUAAAUCAUUAUAAAAUUUACACACAUUUUUGUGGCUCAGAUAGAAUACUCAGUUGUGGGAAGGGAGGGAUAAGGAGCCAAGGUUGGUCCUAGCUGAGCUGAAACAUUGAACAUGGCUUUGUUGCAAUUGAGUGUUCCCCUCACUGUGAGUAGCAACUAAUGAAAUGGGAUACCUCUUAUAAUGAUGAUGCGGUACAUUUUGCGUGGUCCAGAGCAGGGUCUUCCAACAUGGCACCCACGGGUCCCCUCCCCCACCAAAAUGAGACUGUUGUGGGCAGUAGACUAGGUUGCAGUGAUGUCCUUGGUUGCAGUAGUUGUUUGGUGUUCACACAGUUUGCAAAUGUGCUGCUGGAUCCCCAAAAGUUGGCAACUGUGAUGUAAACUAGAGGCAGGGAGUAAUAGCAGUAGAGGCAAGGCUUCUGUUUUCAGUGGAAUCAUAUGGUUAUCAUAACAGCCAAUUCUAGCUUAAUGAUUGCAGGGAAGAGGCAUGCUUUCAGGGUGUCCUGGGUUUUACUUUUUGAAAUAUGGCAACUCACAAGUGUCUUCAAAAUACGGUGCUAAAUUAUUAGUACAUGUGUAUAAUACAUGUACCCAGCAUUUGACGCCUGCUAAUUUCUGUCUUACUCCCCUUUCUAGAUUCUAAAAUGCAUGAAAUCAUCAAAAAGAUGGGUAUCAUAGACAAAAUACUUUCCUACUUUGCUGAAUGUGUUGACCAGGAUGGCAAGGUAAAACAGAAUAACAACAGGAUGUGACUUUUUUCAGCCUCCUCUUUCCAUCUCAAAUUACUGUAUGUUUGAUAAAAAAUAUUUCAUAUAGGAAUUAGAUACUUUAAAAAUUCAGUUGUAAAAAUAGGCAAUUGAACACCCCACUUUAGUAUUUCCACUUGAUGAGCAAAACUAAUUGAGUUAUUUGGCUGUUACCUUAACAUAGUGAUUAAGCACAUGCAAUUCAGUGGAAGAUAUCUUUCAACUUCCUGUUCUUUAAACCUGUUAUCAUCAGUCUGUAUGUAACAACAAAAAAUAACCAAUGACCAUAGUUCUGAAUCUGGGGAAAGAGACUUGCAAUUUAAGAAUUCACAAUAGUUUUAUCAAAUAACUUUCUAGGUUUGUGCCUUCAAUAUUCUUGGUGGGCAUUUUUUUUUUAUCUGAUAAAAAUACUAUUUAGACUUUGAUUAGGUAUAGUAGGGAAAAUAAGUAUUUUGAAGAAUGUUCAUUUUUGGCUUUGUCAUAUAGUAGAAGAAGAAACACUAUGUUUGUAAUCCUUGGGCGCUAAACCAUGUACAAAACAGCAAAAAUACAAUGAAAUACUGCAUAAUACAAUCCAGUUAAACGUAAUCUAAUAAAAAAAAUCAGACAUAAACAGUCUGCAAAGUCUCAGUAACAGGUUUUGUUUUUCUGGUGUGGUCACUAGCCACAUUGUGCUUUCCUCCCUCUGCAUGUGAAAGGAGAACUUUUGAAGUUUUGUCUUGCAAUUUUGAACAAACCAUAGGUUCCCUUUUCCUCAAAAUAUGGGAAAGUAUUUUGUGGUUUGCACAAGUCACAGAUAGUUAUCAGAACCAGGAUAUGAAUGUGAACCGUUGUUUAGGAUUAUGGGUUAAUUGCACCAGUGAUAUAUGAGGCUUCUAUUCAUUCAGAUUUGCAAACUUCCUUGUUUAGAGUGGAACAAGUGUAAAGGUAUGAGUAGUCUUACUUCAUCCUUGUAAUAAUUAUCCCACCCAAGAUGUUACUACUGAACCAGGUUAUGUCUGCUUUCUGCCCUGUGACUGAGACACGACCCAGUUGCAGACUCCCCACCACAGCAAGAAGAGACAAUGCAUUCUAUAUAUGUCUUGAAUCUCUUUCAAAUUUCAAUCUUUAUUAGCCUUUGUGAGUGUCACAGAGAGAGGAAAAUGCCCUAAGGAUGAAAAAGAUGAAAGACAUGUUGUGAACUCGUUCCAUUCCAUUUAUACCUUUACACCUGAAUAUUCAAGCAUGAGUUUAAAAAUGGUCAUUGGUCCUCUAGGCCUGGGACAAUGGACCUGUAUAUUAAAAGAAAAGUGAAAAAUUAGGGCUUAUUUAGGCUUUUUGAAUUCUUUUUAAGUUUCCAGGGAAGCAGAGAGGGUUGGGAAAAAAGAGAGAAGGUACGCAAAGUGCCGGAUGGCAUAAUGCAUUGCUGUUAAUGAAACGUUUUCUGGCUUUGGCAGGUUAUGGGGUGUAUGAUGUUGCCAUGUCUUACCCUGUUACGGAAACUUACAUAUGCAGAUCCAGCUAAGCGUCUCUCCCUGGCCAACCAGCCAUCUGUCUUGCUGGUGUUAUUUAGAGGUAACUUUACAGAAUUAUAGCUAAAAACUGCGCAUAGCCUUGUCGGUCCAUUAAGGAGGAAAAUGCAAAAGCCAUAAGAGGGUAGGAUUUUUACCGGAGUGUCGCAUUUUAUUUAUUCAGUUAGUGGCUUAAAUAUCCAACAUCACAUUGUUGCUUCAGAUAUUAAGGCUAGGAUGGCCCCAAAAGCUUACUUUUAAACUAGUUUUUAAUGAAUUACAUAGAAUUGAUUUAUCAUGUUACGUGGACCCGUUUCUUUAUUUUAAAAUCUGUUUCUGUUGUACAGCACAAUCUUACACGUCAGAGAUGGGGAACUUGUGAAACCUCCAGAUGUUGGGCUACAGCCCCCAUUAGCCAGUUGUCAGGGAACCGUAGCCCUCUAAGUGUUGGAACUAUGGGUUCCCCAUUCCUGCUACACAUGUUUGUUUGGAAACAAAUUAUUCUGUUUUAAAGGGACUUGCUCCUUAGUCCUUAGGACUGCAGCCUCUGUUUCCUUCAAAGAAUACUGUAAUUUAAGUACCAGUUUCUCAUAUACAUACUCAUUGAAUGGUUUUUGAUUACUGGAAUUCAACUCCAUUGGUCUUAUAAAUAAAUUGCUGCCUCCUGAUUUAUUUGACCCCAGGACCACUGGCCACGAUUACUAAUGGUCUGGAAUUCCAAAACUCUGUCAACAAUUUUGAGCUGAUUCACUGUGUUCUGAGGUUGCUGAUUCACUGUUGUGAACCUCAGAUUAAACAUCUGAAUAAGUAAUCAGCCCUUGGAGAAAUGCUAUUUCUAAAUGCUGUUUCGUUUUAGCAUUUUCUUUCCAAAAACUUUAAAGAUGUAUUCAUUACUUUGCCUGCAGCUAUAUAUAAUGAAUUAAUAUUUCUAGUACUUCUCGGAGAUGGAUUACUUUUAAAAAGCAAAUCCAAACUUGGCAGUUCUACUGUAAUUAGUAGUUUUAAGGCUGCAAUUCUUUGCACGCUUAACAGGGAGUAAAUCUCAUUGAACAAUGGGACUUGCUUCUGAGUAGAGCUGCAUGGGAUUGUGUCGUCAGCAGACUUGAAUAUUUGUAUAACCCCGUGGUCAUGCUGCUUGGAGAAAUAUUUUUAAUUCUUUUUUUCUGUUCUUAGUUUGCUUGUUAUUCCAAGAUUAUGGUGCUGUCAUGAGUGAAGCAGCAGCAUUGCUUUGUCUACUACUGUUUGAUGAGGCAUCAAGAAAAGAGAUGUGGUAGGUGGAUUUAUAGUGACUGCUUUUAUGCUCCUUUAUUUUUCUACCAAGCAAAAUACAGUGAUACCUCGGGUUACAUACGCUUCAGGUUACAUACGCUUCAGGUUACAGACUCCGCUAACCCAGAAAUAGUACCCCGGCUUAAGAACUUUGCUUCAGGAUGAGAACAGAAAUCAUGCUCUGGCGGCGCGGCGGCAGCAGGAGGCCCCAUUAGCUAAAGUGGUGCUUCAGGUUAAGAAAAGUUUCAGGUUAAGAAUGGACCUCUGGAACGAAUUAAGUACUUAACCCGAGGUACCACUGUAUUUGUUCUCCCUGUUCCAGCAAAGUUAAAUGUAAAUUAUAAGCAAGAACUGAGCAAUAUUUGACCCGUUGGUCUAAUUAGGCUCAACAAGUCAUGAAGAUUGGCCCACCGGGCCGUUUGGGGCAAACCACAUCCAGUUUAUUGCACCUUAUGUUUGAUACGAUGCCAGGCGUGGCAGAAAGGUUGAAACUUCACACUGCAGCUCUAGAGAGUCCCCUGAUACUCUGAAGAAGAUCUUUGAGGAGCCUAGUGGCUAUAAAUCAAAGACUGCAGGGAGCCGCAUCUCUUUGCCCUUCUGUUGGUAGGGAAGUCCUAUGAGUGGAACUCUUCUCACAGGAUGCUCCCGCUGGUUGGAGCUUUGUUAGCAUCUAAGCCCAUUAAUUUUGGAAGCCUAAUGCUAAGAAGUUCUCUUAAGGUUUUAGUCCACGGCCCACUAAGUGUUUUGUCCAAAUGAACUGAAGUUUUUGGCAGGCUUUAACCAAAAUAGCCUUAUAGGGUACAUACAGUAGUGAGAUUUUUUUAAAAGGCCAUUGUAAUCAAUUUCAGAAUUAAAACACAUGCCCAAUGUUUUGAUCCUACACUAGCAGUUAAUGCAUUAACAGAGCUUUUAGUAGCUUAAUACAUAUUGGAGUUUGAUCUCAAAGGUCAAAUGCAUUGUUAGGGAUAAUGUGUUGUGAAUUUUUACUGUUGGUGAUACUGCACAAGCCCUUUUUGACUAAUGUUUUGAUUUAUUAAACAAUUAAUGGUAAACAACUUUAGAGCCAUCUAAACCAGGCAUGGGCAAACUCGGCCCUCCAGAUGUUUUGGGACCACAACUCCCAUCAUCCCUAGCUAACAGGACCAGUGAUCAGGGAUGAUGGGAGUUGUAGUCCCAAAACAUCUGGAGGGCCGAGGUUGCCUAUGCCUGAUCUAAACUUUCCAUUUUUAAAGAGUAUCUUAUGCUCUUUUUCAGUAAAAUAAAUUUGUUUUUCACUUAUGCACACACACACUUUCUCAAAAGGGGUUGGUAUCUUUUGCUUGGUUUUCAAAAGUAAAAUGUUUUAAAAGUAAAUUGUUUUUUUAAAACUGUGCCCAGUGCUGCAGCUCUGCUGGUGCAAUUGACUUCCAUCUAUGCAAUAGAGCUUCCUCUCCUGCCCCCUCCAGCUCCCUGGGUGCCCUCCAAAACCAGCUCUGGAGAGUUGGGACAGUGGUAAUGGGAGAAGAGUGAAGCAGCUACAAUUUUGGCAGUGUGGAUCAGCACACUGUGAGUUUGUUCUAAACUAAGGCCCUUGUGUCAUAUCACAAUGCAUUCGUUUAAGUGACAGGGCAGUUAAUUGAUUAACCCAUGGAGUGCUUCUUUAAUACAGCUAUCUUCCUUGUUUUCUUUUUCAUAGGGCUGAUACUUUCCCCUGUGACUCUUACAGCAUUCUUCCCUUUAGUUUGCCUGUUUCUGUUGUUAGACGGUAAGUCUCUCCUCUCUGCAUCUUUAAGAAAGUUGUAUCCCUGGUGUUGUGGAGUGCCUCACCAGGAAGUGCCAUCAACAGACCACUUCCUAGGGAAGCCACUUCAUAUGCACAUCAUGAAAGGUGUGAAUAUUCUCAUACUGAAGCAUUCUUCAGCUGAUGGAAUAAGUAGCAGCAAGGUCUUCAGAGUGUAUCUUCAGGAAUUGCAAUAUGCAAUUUUUGUAUUCUACUCUAAGUCGCUUCUAAGCUAGGGCCUAGCAAAUGAUAUAGGAUCAUUUUAACACCACAGUGUUGUGGAAGCAAAGAAGAUGUGGGCCCUUCAGUUCCUUGGAUAGGAGACCGCAGCAGAUCGUGUGUAAGACUGGGAUAACAUUAUAACAAGAAGAAACACCUAAAGUUUCUUUUAAGCCAUAUACAUACAGAUUAACAGUUAUUGCCAGAAGAUUAGCAGAUUUAUUAAGUUUUCAGAUGAUAAAGAACUAUUUUAACUUUUGCCAUACCCCCCUUCUCUCCUUAAAGGUAUCAUCUGCCUGUCAGAGUCAAAGCUCAUCAUGCUGUGAGCCCCAAUUCAGUGGUGUUACCAUUUCCUUGUGAACUCUGGGCCUCAAAACCGGUGUCAGACAUGCUUAAAAUGGCUUGGAACUUGUCUUGGUUCCAUGGAGUGGAUAAUUUACUGAAACUCACUGAUUAUGAGACAGGAACCAAAGAGUAAGCUAUUCACCUUCAUUGAAAAUUCCCUCUUGAAUCCCUUCAUGUGCUAGAAUUUGGAGCAGGAAGACUAUUUUGGGUGAAGGAUUGGGUGACAACUGGAAUUUGUCUGUGUCUCCUCCAGCACUGUACGGUCUUAUCCUCUUUCCAUUGACUGUAAAUGUAAGGAGAGCAAAACUGGGUUAACUCUGGAUGCUGCUUCUAGUUAGAAUGUGUGAUUAGUACAAUGAGACUGUGGGAGUCAAAGUCAAAGUUGUGGGAAGCACAUAAGUACUUAAGAAGAGCUCUGCUGGAUCAGAUUGUAGGCCCAUGUAGCAUUCUGUUCUCACAGUAGCCAACCAGUUGCCCCCGAGGAACCCCAUGUGCAUGACAUUAGUGCAGUCGCUCUCAGUCAGCCAUUAGCUCAACCAAUCCUGUCUACCAGCCAUCCCAACUGUCUAGCCUGCCUUUUGCAUACUUUUUCCAAAGAGGGGAAAUUAGUGGUAAAGUCUUCCUAAAGCAGAGCCACUUGUGUUAAAAGUAUGGAUGGUCCCACAAAUGUCGUAGGAAUGUCCAUUAAGGCUACGAAACGUAGAGAUAUAGUUCCCAAAGCUUUCCCAUAUCAGUUCCUUAAAGACAAGACCUCUGCCAUCCAAAGGUCUCUCUACUAACACCAUCGCACAACGGGGUAAGUUUGGGAAAUGGAAGGAGAACACUAGAGAGGCAAUUGAUGGGAGAAGUCCCUAAGCCUGAUUCCAAAUCCAGUUUGAUUCAGUCCUUGUAAAUUAGACUUGAGAUUCAGAUAGAGGAUGGGGGUGCUUGAGUGCUAUAAUUAAUUAUAUAUCCUGGGAUCUCCCAAAGAAGAUACUGAAUACUUCCGUGAAAUACUACUUUAUUAAUAAUAGCUAAUAAAUGAAAUGUAUUUUCAGUGAUAGAUCUUGUAUUUUGCAGACAGCCUCUUAAAGCAAGACGCAUGCUGCCCAAAGUUUCAAAUCAAGAAAAAAAUAAUUGGAUCAAAGCCAAUUUGAUCAGAGAAGACAAAAUGUUUGUUUUGCUUCAUUCAGUAGUCUCUUGUAAAAAAAGAAAUCCUCAACAAUCAACUGAUUUCCUUUUUCAUUUCAGAUUUCCAGACACAUUAAAGCUCUCCUCGGAGGAUAUUAUUACCCUGAAGAUAACUCAUGCAACCAGUGGGCUGCAAGAUUGUCUUAAUUCAAUCAUUCGAGCAGUGUCCCACAGGGAAGUUCGGGCCGCCAUCACGAGAAUGAAUUUUUACAUUCUGAAUGACAGGCUGGCAUUAAUCUGCAGCAGUGGCCCUUGUGGGGCCACUUUGAAGUGCUUGGCUUGGCAAACAGCAUUAAGCAGGUCAGUGUGUAAGUGCAAGGUGCAUAACUGGCUACAAAGCCGCCUGUCACAGUAGAUUUGGCUUUGAAAGUUUCAAAGAUAUCCAGACUCUUUGGAGUCCUUCUAAGCAUUUGGCACUGGAAUAAAUAUCCUUUAAAGUGGUAAACCCAUCUGUGUUUAGCAGCAAGCAGAGGGGGAGAGUGCUCAGAUUCAUAGCCUGACUAAGGAUAGAAUGGGACACAUGCAACUGAGUCACGGUCCUCUUUCUCUGCCCAUAAUAUCUACUAUUAAAAAAUAGUAAUCAGCUGCCCCACAUCUGACGAAUUUCCUCCAGCUAAUGAAUUCAGUUUCAUUGGCUGCUUUCUCAUCCCUGUGCAGUACUAACCUAAUCAGAGCCCCUGGCAGAUAAUCGGAGCUCAGCUUGCAUUAAUGGCUUGGGCUGAGCAGUGAGUGGUUUGCCCCUUUUCUCCUUCCCCCUUCAACCUUGUGCCCCUCCUGCCAGCCUGUUGGACGCAAGUAGAUCCUUGGGCAGUUAGAUGGUUGUUGUUGUUGGUGUCUCCAGGUCUGUCUGUCAGUGCACAUAGAGGUAUCUCACAGAGACAGUGGGAUAGACAAAGGGGUGGGUGGUCUGCUUUCUCCUCUGCUAAACUGUCACGUGGACAACAUGAAAUUUCAUAACUGCAGCUCAUGAUGAGUCAAAACGAGUUUUAACAUUUUCAUGCUGGCAUUUCGUACUGAGCAUUUUCACUUGCCAUCUGUAUGUUACUGCUAGCUUUCUUCACAUAUCUGAGUGUAUCCGUAUACAGUGGUACCUCGGGUUAAGUACCCGUACUUAAUUCGUUCCGUAGGUCCGUUCUUAACCUGAAACUGUUCUUAACCUGAAGCACCACUUUACCUAAUGGGGCCUCCUGCUGCCGCUGCGCUGCCGGAGCAUGAUUUCUGUUCUUAUCCUGAAGCAAAGUUCUUAACCUGAAGCACUAUUUCUGGGUUAGCAGAGUGUGUAACCUGAAGCGUAUGUAACCUGAGGUACCACUGUUAUUCAAGCCUGAAAGAUGGAAUGGGGAAUAUCAGUCAAAGCUUAUGAUACACCUGUGAUAAUGCUAAAUUCUUGCUUAUACUGAAGGUUUCUUCAGGUGCUUCCAGCUUCUUCAGAGGAUGAGAAACUCUUGAUUGACAUUGUAUGUUUCCUAAACAAGUUUCUUAAGGAACAGAAGAUUAUGUCAGAUGUAGAACAUCUAAAAUGGAUCAUGGAUGUAAUCCUAAAGCAUGUAAGACCCUGACUAACAACUGAUUUUUUAAUUGGGGAGCAGGCAGAACAAUCUAACCCUCCUAAUCUACUACACUGGAGGGAGUUUAGAUGAGAUAGAGGUGUCUGUCUUCAUAUACAAGGCAUGUCAUCAAGGGCAAUGGAGCUCACCUGGCUAACAAUCUGCUGGAUCCUCAGCUGGUCCAGCUACCAUCAUAUUUCCAGACUUCAGUGGCACAGUUGAAUUUUCUAACAAGUUACAAAUGGUGACCAGCGCAGUGCUAGAGGCAAACAUUUUCAGGUUUGAAAGGUGCCUGGCAUCUCCAGAUGAGGCUGGAAAAGAUCAGGUAACAGUGGCGUGAAACGCCUCUGUGGGACACCUUGAGAAUUUGCCUGCACUUGGCUGGAGGGACCAAUAGUCUGACUUGGUCUAAGGCAACUUCUUUCAUUCAUUUGGUUCAAACAGCAGGAAAGAGAGAAGCUCAGUAGCAGAUGACAUGCCUUUGCUCACGUAGCUUCCCUUUGCUGAGUGUCUCUGCUGGUAAGCAAUAUAGGAACUGGUGAGGAGCUUGGAUGUUGCAGGUACAGCAGCAAAGCCAUUCUCUUGCGCAGGCUACACAAUCGUAUUCUACAAAACAGUCCCAACACAGAUACAAAUUAGGGGACAGAGUUCAUAUGCCGAGCAACAAAAUGUUGCAGUUUUAAGUUCUGGGGAAAUAUGAUAUGUGUACUAUAGAAUUGGCAAGAUACUUGAGCAUCUUGCAGUGAAUGAGUAACAGAUAAGUUUUUAUAUCAUAAAAAGAAGAUCCCCCCCCCCCAAAAAAUAAGAUACCUGUUGUGUCGGGAAAGUGAUAUCCCUAGAAGCUGUUCCAGGUGAUAAGCCACUCUAAUCCUUUCUGUCUGUGCCAGGAGUCUUGCCACCAUCUAGUUAUUUGAAAUUUAUGCCUUACUGGAAAUGGAACAACUUUAAUUAUUCCUCAGUUUGCUUUGGACAGUUCAUUAUCACUAUUUUCUUUAGGUAAAACAUAGUUUGAAAUGCUCCUCUGUGUGACAGUCCGAUUCCCCAGCUCUGGUGGAGAAUAAAUAAUGAAAUACCUGCUCUGAUAACAUCUCACUGAUCUUCUCUGCAGAAUCCAAAGUCUCUACUCGAUCUUGUAGUGCAGCCAGAAUCCCAGCAACAAGAUGAAAUAGAUGACCUAAAGACUGCUGUCAGGCAACAACUGCAGAAAGAAUUGAUUGCUUUCUUGAAUACACUUCUGCUCAGCUUCAUGUCCGCUACUGACAGGUACAGCAUAAAAGAGUUAUCCAUAAGACAUCUUAUUCUUAAAAAUAUUGUUGCUAUAUAGCAUGGAGAGGUAGUUUAAUAUAUCAGGUGUUGGUCAUGCUGCAUGGAAUGUGAUUCCCCCUCCCCCCACAUUUGGUUUCUUUUUCCAAAAUUCUGUUAGCGCCAGCUUUCAUUUUUACUGGAAAGUUACAUGUUUGUGAAGAAGAGUAUUUGACAUUCAUGCAGGAUCCACCUUGACCUGUUGAGAUGCUUGGGAUGUGGGGGGCAGAAGAGACCCCAAAGCAUUUUAUGAAAAGUGCAGUCACUUCACAUGGCCAGCUGGGCCUAAGUACUGACCUGCAUGAAUUGGGAGUGACCCCUAAAACACAUCCAACACAUUUCUGCUGCUGCUGCCUGCCUGAUUUCUGCUUUGGAUUUACUUUAUUCUGGUCCUCCAUCAAGGUCCAUUAGACUGGCAGGUAUCAUUUCAGUGGUGACCCCACUUGAAGCAGCCCUGAUUUUUUUUCCUUUCUGUUUAGCUUUGUGUUGUGCUGACUUUUAAUGUAUGCUGGUUGUUUGUUACUGCUGCUUUUUUAUUAUUUCUGUUCUGUUUUGAUUCUUUGUAAGCCAUAUUUUGAGGGUUUCUCAGACUGAAGAGCAAGGUAUAUCUUUGUUACAUAAAUAAGUUUUGUCGGCUGUUUCUGAUCUUUCCAUUGAGGAACCCUGGGGCUCUCUGGAACACAGGUUGAAAACUGUUGGCCUGUACUGGUGAUUUAGGGGCCAGAGCUUUGAUGAAAAGUAAGAAAGACUUUUUGAACUUGGCCAAUAUGUUUGCAGUCAACUGCACGCCUUAAGGCUCACAGGCAGGGUGAUGUCCUGACGAAACUGAAGAUUGGACAGUAAGGUGCCUGCUCAUGACUAUCAGAAGGAAGAGCGCGCCAAUGUGUUGGCUUAUAAUAUUCUUGUAGCACUUAAGCACCUUCUGCUUGAAUGCAAGCUACAGAACUCUUGUUUUGUGGCAGAUAGGUUAAUCUGUCUGCUUUUUCUCCUCUUCUCCCACUGUUUGCAAGGGCGAGUUAUUAUUUCUGAAUCAGUACAUACAUUACUUAAUGCCAAGGCUGAAGCUCUGGAGAUUCUGCAGCCAUGUAUUGGCUGGACAUCUCUCCAGCUUCUUCAAGCAUUUUCUCAGUUAUAGUGAGGUCCCUGUUAUAUCCAGCAACAUAAAAUGCCACAAUAUGGUGAGGCUUCCAUAUUCUGCCAUCAUUGUUAUCUAUCUCCUUUGCAUGCCCCCUUUCUUCUUCUAGUACAUUAGUGUAUCUGAACUUAAAUUAUAUGAACUAUAGAUUUAAACAGUCACUGUUGCUAUCCAGUGAGUAAACUAAUUAAUUAAUAAAUAAAUAUAUAAUGCUAGAACCUUGAAUCUUACAUUUCAUUACAGGAAAGACCUAGAGCUUACUGGCUAUUUCCGAACAGAACUCGCUCUUAAACUUCUGCAGUAUUUACGAGUAACAGAUGCCCCCCAUUUCUAUGGAUUACCUUCUCUGGAAAGAACAUUAAGAGGCAUGGUUCAUGUCACUGCACUCCCAGGCUGGAGUUCGUACUCUGUUACAAUGGAGCCAUUCACCAUUUGUAAGAAAUACUUAGCAGGGCUUCUUGAGGUUAGUGAAUUAUGAAUACAGAUCUCAAUGCGACCGGUAAGCAGAAUGCAGUGGGUUGGAUCCAUAAUGCCCUUUCCACAAAUGGAAGGGCUGCUUCUGUUUGUGGUAGCAAGUAAGAUCCAGUAGAUGCUCCCACUCAAGGAAGAAGAGGAGGUGAUUUUUCUAGCCACUUCCUACACCAUUCUGAUGCAUCCUCCAGUCCUUCAGAGCAGCUUUUCUGGAAGCUCAAGAGGAAGGAUUGAUUUUAUGACCAACACCCCCCUCCUCAACGCAUGUUCAGUGGGUUUACGCUGUAAGCAGAGUUUUGCUCACAGGAAGUAUGGAUCCAAGCCUAUGCAUUAACGUCUAUUUUUUAUUUUUUUACUAAUGGAUAUUGAACUUCUGGGACGCGGGUGGCGCUGUGGGUAAAACCUCAGCGCCUAGGACUUGCCGAUCGUUAGGUCAGCGGUUCGAAUCCCCGCGGUGGGGUGCGCUCCCGUUGCUCGGUCCCAGCACCUGCCAACCUAGCAGUUCGAAAGCACCCCCGGGUGCAAGUAGAUAAAUAGGGACCACUUACUAGUGGGAAGGUAAACAGCGUUUCCGUGUGCUGCGCUGACUCGCCAGAUGCAGCUUGUCACGCUGGCCACAUGACCCGGAAGUGUCUUCGGACAGCGCUGGCCCCCGGCCUCUUAAGCGAGAUGGGCGCGCAACCCCAGAGUCGGACACGACUGGCCCGUAGAGGCAGGGGUACCUUUACCUUUACCUUUAUGGAACUUCUAAAAAUACUGUUAUAUAAUCAUGGCUUAUAAUGAUUACACAGGAGGCUGCUGCUUUGUUCCUUUGAAAGCAAUAAAUCCCUGGCACAGGAUCAUGGGUUAUUUUUCUCCCCAUGAAACUCCCCACACUGUAAAGCUAUUGGGAAAGUAUGUGUUUAUUCAAAAAGGCAUCAGUGCAGCAAGUAUUGCAAGAUAAGAUGUAGAACUUGAGGAAGUGGGGCUAGGGAGAAAAACCACAGGAUGGACUGUGAACUCUUGGCAGGAAAGAUACCAACAGGCAAGGAAGUUUUGCAAGCUAGAAGAACUACAAUUGCCAUCACCCACCUGCUCACCCACAAACAGCACUGAUGGGACAACUUUUGAAUGAACUCGUAUAUAUUGAUAUUUGUUGUUUAGUCAUUUAGUUGUGUCCGACUCUUCGUGACCCCAUGGACCAGAGCACGCCAGGCACUCCUGUCUUCCACUGCCUCCCGCAGUUUGGUCAAACUCAUGCUGGUGGCUUCGAGAACAGUGUCCAACCAUCUCGUCCUCUGUCAUCCCCUUCUCCUUGUGCCCUCCAUCUUUCCCAACAUCAGGGUCUUUUCCAAGGAGUCUUCUCUUCUCAUGAGGUGGCCAAAGUAUUGGAGCCUCAGCUUCAGGAUCUGUCGUUCCAGUGAGCACUCAGGGCUGAUUUCCUUCAGAAUGGAUAGGUUCUUCUUGCAGUCCAUAUUGACAUACUGUUCAGCAAAGAAUAUUUCAUUUCAUUAUACAAUAAAGCUGUUAGGCUGCAUUUGAAAGACGAUAGAUAAACCCAUGGAUAAGAAGCAAUAAAAGCUGGUUGUAGCUUCCUUUUGAUGUCUUUUUUCCACAGCAGUUCUUCUGGCAUUUAAAGCUAGGCAGAAGUUUGUAAGUAAUGCAGUAGAAUAAAGCAUGUGGGCUUCCUUAAUCUUUUAGGUCUCCAAACUCUUUUGGAGGUUUUCAUUAGGGCAGAUAUGUUGCCAUUACUGUCAUUAUGUAACAAACAUGUUAAUGUUUUUUGAUAAUCUGUUGUGGUAAAAUGGGGAAGAAGUGGGAGUUUAAAUCUGAUUUUGGAUUCUAUGUCACUUAGAUGUAUAAAUAAAAUAUUAUUUAAUAGACUUCUGCUUUUCUUUCUAAAUUCAGCUCUUAAAAUGUCAUUGUUGGCUAAUAACAGGGCUGUUUCUAAAAAGGGCUGGCCUUUUACGUAAUUGUUAGCACCAAACGGAGUGCAGAUGUGGAAGUCCUGCUGAUGGCUGAUUACAUAAAUUAAAAAUGGGAUGGGAUGCCGUGAUGCAUUUCUAAUUGGUGACUAAAUCAGAUGAGAUCUCAAUGUAGAGUGGCUUCUGAAAUUGGAGCCAUUUAAUUGAGGUUUUUUUUUUUUUUGUCUGCUUUGUAUUUCUUUCAAAGAAAGCUAGUAGCUCUUACACAGCUUUCCAUCUGAAAUGGUCACUGAACAGAUGGUGACUGCUUCUGCUUUUGUACUACAGGCUUUUAACCUCUUUAAAAGCAAAUUUGUGUGUUUACUUCGCAUAUCCCCAAAAUGACAAAAAUUAAUGAGCGUCUCUGUAUUAUAUUUGUACAAUCCACAAAUAGUCUAAAAAUUAUUGAAACCCUAAAUUACUUAGUGCAGUGUGUGUGAUGCCGAGCUAGAAAUGAAACAACAGGAUUUUGUCAUGAAAAUAACCUUCUAGUCUCUUGCCAAAGUAUCUAGCCAAGAAGCAAUAUCAAACUUCUCAUAAGAAAUAUAGAUUUGAAGUGCAGUACUCCCACACUAAACAUAUGUACUUCACUCUUCCCCUAACUAGCAACAGAAUUGUAGUCUUUAUCGUGCCAGAACCUUACAUACUGCUUCAUUAUGUUUGUGCCCGAGACAGCCAUAGAUAUUGUAAUAUUAUCUGACUUAGGUAAUAGACUUCCCCACCCCCUGCAUAUGCUGACCUUACUUUGUUACAAUUUUGCUUCUUUUGUGGAGAUUUGUUGAAUGUAAUAGUAAGAUGGGGGAAUUACCGAUCCAGAAGAAAGAGAUAGAUGACAUAAAGUGUCAUCUAGAGUUGCUUGACACAGGAACAGGAUUUAGAAAUGUCUGCUUAUAAAACUGCUCUUGAAAACGGCAUGGGAAAGUGUCUAUUUAGUGAAGUUAAGAACUUGUUGUCUUUGUGGGUGCCUUUGACUCACAUCUGCAAUUCAGCUUACAUACAUCAGAAUGUAGUUUGCGGUUAAGCUGCCAUUCUGUGUUUUUCUUUCCAGGUCAUCUCAUCUUUUUAUGUCGAAUGGGGAGGAAAUGCCAUGUCUUUCAUGGGGAAAGGUGUCACAAAGAGCGCCAUCCUUUGUUUGCUUCACUUGUCCCAUGAAAUGAUGUCUCAGGCUCCAAAUGCGGUAAGAGUAAUAACAGCGGCCCUUGUCUCUUAGCUUAAGCUACUCGGAUAACGUGCAGUUACUGACAGUUCUAAUUAGCUGUCAACUCUGUGCACCACCAGUACUCUGUGAUAGCGGAUUUGCAUUUCAAUGGGUGCAUUUGUUAUUGGGGUCCUUGGUAAACAAUUGUAAGUCUGAGUGUUAACACGAGCACCGUGAUCAACCUUUGCUUCUUCAAGCUGUACACAAAUGUGUUCAUGGAACAAAAAACCAUCCUUAGUUUCCAGACAGGAAUGUGUUGCUGCAGUAACAUCCAAGUGAGGCCAUAACUGUUGUAGGGAGGAGAGAAUCAGUGUGUUAAAAAUGUUUUUCAGAAGAGGGUUUGAUUAUAUACUUGGUGAUAUUAAUAUUUAUUUAUAGAAUGUGGGGCACAACUUGUUUAAUAUAUGUAGUUUAUGUGUUCUUUGCCCUAUUCUAAAAUCCACUGGAGUGGAAGUAGGAAAGGGUAAACCUUGGAAACUAGUACAGGGUUUCCCAAACUUGGGUCUCCAGCUGUUUUCGGACUACAACUCCCAUCAUCCCUAGCUGGCAGGACCGGUGGUCAGGAAUGAAGGGAAAUGUAGUCCAAAAACAGCUGUAAAUCCAAGUUUGGGAAACCCUGGUGUUUCCGAACCCCUACAUGGCCUGGUAGGGGUCUAGCUCCUCAGCCCCCCAAGAAAUAAAUAUUGAGAUCCCAAUUAAGACUUGGAAUAAAUAACAGGAAGAUUGUUUCCCACUGCAAUGUCACUCCUAUACUGGAAGAAGUUAGGCUAGAGCAGCUGAGCAUUUCAGCUCCUUGCAAUUUUCUACUCUUCCCUUGGCAUGAAAUUGUAUUUCCAAUCUAGUCUGUUCAGCAGUGACUUUUCAGCCCGAGCAGCUCAAAUGACUCUUGGCAUUCAUGUGGCUCAGACAGGUUUAAACUUUGAAUAGGUAGUUGUAUGCCAAAUGAAAAUUCUGCAUUGUAACUAACAAGUAGCAAUUGAGGACCACUUAUUUAAUUUCCUUCCAAGAUAUCAUUACCAGAUUUCACAUGGCCCUACUGUGCCUUAUGGUGCCCUUACCAUUGGGAUAGAAUCUCCUGUAUUUGCUCCUUAUUGUAGGUAGUACCUUAAAAGUGUACACUAAUGCACAAUUUUAAAUGCUGGAAUAAAUGAUGACUAGAUUGUGUUAUAUGAAGGCUACCUUAAGGUUAAGGAGUCAUCUGUUUAUCUUUUAGGACUGGAUACCUCUCUGGUUCUUGCCAUAUAACAGCGAAGAACAAGUUGUUUCUCAGCAAGGCUUGGCUUGGCUGAUUCCAUUAUGGGUAGACAGAGAUCCAGAGGUCAGUAAAACCCUCACUGUUGGAAUUGUUGCUUCAUGCUUGCAAUACAACAAAUAUGAUGAUGUUGUCCAAUCCGCACAAGGUCAAUUCUGCAUUUUUCAUAGCAAGUGCACAGUUGCUGCCUGGCAAGUUUGAGCAGCCAACUUUCCUCCCGACCUUGGAGGUGUGGAGGCAGAUGAAGAUUGUCCCAGCAGUUCUGUGGUGAUUUAGUGGAUGCUCAGUACAGAGUGAAAUGCUCUGCCCUCUGGAAUCAUUAGAGCCCUGGCAGGGAAGGUGUAUUGCGCUGUGCUAAAAUUGGGAGAAAAAUUCCAUGCAUUGCUUCCACUGGAGUACAAGGAGUGUUGCACCCAUCCUGCUUUGUCUCAUGUCCAACUCUCCUCCUGUAUAGCAGAGGGUAGGGAAACUGAUUUCCGUCAAGGACGACAUUCAAACCAUUUAAUUUCCCCCCACUAUCCUUCUCUCCCUCUGGAUUCCUCCCACCUGAAGGUUGGGGUGACUGUUUGGUGACUGGAAUUACUUUGUGGUUUCAAUGUGAACUAUUAUAGUAGGAAGCUGACACCAAGGAGCUUCACAACCAGUUGUACACUCACCUGUACUACAGCAGGUCUCCCAAGUCCCACUUGUAGAGAUGCCCAAAGGACUUGACUAAAUAAUUGCAACAUGUUGACAAGCUGUAUUAUGGCAUCUGUCAAUAUUAAUGAACACUGUAUGCAAACUUGUUAAUUGUACAUAGCUAAUAGUUAACUCAUAUAAGCUUUCUUUUGUCCUCUGGUACCUGUAGUAUUUUUGAUGCGGCUUUUGGCGCUUAACAAAUUGCUCAACCCUGGAGGAUAACAACAAUGGGUAAUGAAGGCUAAAGGCUGUACAUUUUGCUUCUUGAAACAUUUGUCCCCUGGGUAAAUUGAACACGGGAGAAAAGGGAGACGACAGCAGAGGAAAAUAUCAAUUUUUCAUAGCAAUAUAUUUUUUUUUCAAGAGACAAGAAAAGUGGGGAGGGCAGAGGUGAAAUAAUUUCUUCCGUUCCAACAGUACCUUAGCUACUUAUAAACUAAGUUGGCAUUCAAGAGAAUAGCUGCUGUUAACAGCUUCUUUUGCUUUUCAGUGCAAGGAUCAAUAUGAGAAACAUGAACUGCAGAACAAAAGCCUCUUUCACCUUUUCUGCUAUAAUACAUUGCCUAUUUCUGCCAAAAGGAAUUUUGCAUAUUUUGCUGCAGUUUUUCUACCCCCCUCAAAAAAAAAGAGCAAACCCUCAAAUUCUAUUUAAAUGAUGAUGAUGAUAAUAAUUUUAUUAUUUCUACCCUGCCCACUCUGGGUGGCUUUCAACAGAACUUUAAAAACAGAAUAAUACUUAAAACAUUAAAAACUUCGCUAAACAGGGCUGCCUUCAGAUGACUUCUAAAUGUAGGAUAGUUGUUUAUUUGCUUGACAUCUGAUGGGAGGGCGUUCCACAGGGCGGGUGCCACUACCGAGACGGCCCUUUGCCUGGUUCCCUGUAACCUCACUUCUCGCAGUGAGGGAACCGCCAGAAGGCCCUUGGCGCUGGACCUGGAUCUGGGCUGAAUGAUGGGGGUGGAGACGCCCAUCUGGUAAAACAUCUGAGAGCUUUGUUUUGAGCAGUUCUGUUCUUAGAAUUCUUUGCAAGUUUUGGGGUGGGGAUGGUACAAGUUGACAUUAGGGCUUAAAUCAGGGUUGCCAACCUUUUGAGGCUCAUGGGUGCAUUUGCAAACUGGGGAAACUCAUGGACACUGCACAUGCACAACAGUGAAACAGACACCACGGCAUAUUCUGUUGGCUACAAGAGGAUUCGGCUCUCAAAUGUAAUUUCAGCAGAGGAAGGGGUGGGAUCCUCAAGGGCACCAUAAAAUGUAUCCGUGGGCAUAUUGGAUGCUAUGCUAGAAUGAUUAUCUAAAAUAUAAUUGGACAGUAGUCACUGUUCAUCAGUUUCUUGAAUGAAGGGUGCUAUCUUUCCUUCUUGAUCUCAAAAUAAUUCAGUCAAGAAACAGAUUUUCCCCCAUGCUAUUUUAACAAUAGUAUGGAGGAAAAGGAAGGCAGGACAAAGGUGUGGGUUUUUUUUUUUUAUUAGUUUUACCGAUUCAGUAAAUGAAUGAAUGGUUUUGUGUUCACCUUACAUGCAUUACUAUUACUUUGUCGAACAUUACCGUAUUGUACCUUUUAAAACUUUGCUUGUCCUAAAUACUUUUAUGAGCGAGUUUUACAUUUCCAUAAACUGUUAGGACUUUGUGACCUAACAUUUUAUUAAAAAUAUUCCAUAACAGCCUUGAGGCAAAAUGUUUUAAAACCAGAAUCAAUUUGCAGUUUUUCAAGAAACUUCAAGAUGGUGGGGAACGUGGUCUAAAAUGCAAUGUGGAGGUUGGAGAAAAGUUGGAUUUUAAUGUGUAAGUGGUUUUGAUUUUCAUUAAUUCUAGGUAAAGUUCACCUCCCUCGCCAUAGGAUCAGCACUUACAUCCCUCGAAGUAGGCUGCUUCGCGUUGGCUGAAAGCUGCCAGAACAUAUCAGGAGGCUUGUGGGGAACGGUGAUUAACAUCCUUCUGGACCAGUCUGAAUGCAGUAUGGUCCGAAGAGAGGUAUGUAAAAUAUGCUCCCUGUAAAAAUGGUUUGUUCUCUCAAGUUCUCUUACAGCACACUCCUUUAGGUGUCUACUCAAAAGUGAGUCUCAUUGAGUUCAAUAGCACUUAGUCUAAGAUAAGUGGAUACAAGGUUGCAAUCAUUUACAUCACUUUCUCGGAACAAGCACUACUUGACUUGUUCUGUAAUUUUCUUAUUGUGGAAACUUUGAGAUAACUUUGAUGUGCUUGUAAAAUUGCAUGGAAUCCAAUAAAUGUGUAUCAUCUCUCCCUUCACACUCCCCAUUUGAGCCUGUGUAUUGAGUACUGAAGAUUAUGAAGAGGAGGAAGAAAUACCCAACAUCAGCAAAACAAGAUUGCGUACACAGAUAUUUUCUGCUUUUGUCAUCUGAAACCUAAAUACAAUUUAGGUGAAACUAGGGCAGGUUCACAUUUAGGCUCUUAAACUGAGUUUGAACAGUUCUCCCUCUGUCAGUGUCAUGGUCCACCCUGGGCGCUCUGAUUCUGAUCUGGAGCACUUGAGGAUAGGGAGUCAGAAGGGAAGAGGGGGACAGCAGAGCCUGCUUGAUGAAGCACCCCCACCCUGCACCCAGAAUUCAAAGGAGGGAGACCCAGGGGCUGCCCCUUCCCAGACCGUGGAGGAUGAUGGAGGAGCAGAGUUCAGACUUCUGUAACAGAAUGGUUCCGAAGAUCUCUCCCAAGGAGAGAUGGCACAUCAAGACUCAUCUCCCUCAACAAAAGGAGGAUGGCAUGCUUGCAGAGACAAUAAGUUGCACAAGUAGCCGAUCCUUCUCCACCUCUGUUUAAAGCUUGGCAGGAAGAUGAGGAAACUAUUCAUCCACCCUAUAAGAGCACCAGGGCUAGAUUCUGCUCUUUCGUAGAUGCAGAAUUUGUUUUGUUGGGCUGCCAUAAUAAAAGUUUACUUCUCUAAGUACAAGUAAACACCUCUGUUGCCUGGUUUUGGCCGGGGGCCAGGACAGCCUUGUUCAUUCCCUUUGAAGUACAAUCUUGCAUAGUGUUGGUUCUCUUUCUGAGAGACCACCAUUCUAACACUAUUUAGAGUAUAUCUAGGUACGCCAAGGCAAAGUGGUAGAAAGCGUGCUUUUUGGGUGUGCCUGGAAGCAGUGACUAAAAGUACCAUGUUCUCUGAUUGGCUUAAGACACUUCAUAGGGUUGUAUUCAGUGUAGCUGCUGUAGCACUAUGGCGAAUGUCGAAUCUUUUUCACCCCUCUCCUCCUCCCACCCCACUCCUCUAAAUCUCUUAUGGGGGUUCUCCCAGCCCUCUGGAGUAUAUCUGGUGAUGCUGUGGGGCACACACAAGAGGAGAGGGGUGAGUUGAAUAUCACCUAGAACCUACAUUGCUGGUCACUUCAAAACAGGUCAGUUGAAUCCCAAACUCAGUUCAGUUUUGCUCUCUUUAAAAAAGGUUUUCCUCAUUCCUGCUGUUACAAUGGCAUUUUUAGAUAUGUCAGGUAGAAUUUAUUAUGCUGAAUGUUUCGGCGUUUUCUUUUUUAAAUUUCAUUAAAGAAGCUCUUCAGCUAUUGGUCACACUUCUUUAUUUUGUGAUUCAAAACAGACAUCCUCACUGAAACGUAGAGGAACAAACAUGAGUUCUCAUAAUUUUUCCCAACACAGUGGAAGCCUACUGUUUCUGCACUAUGUAAACCAACAAGGUUAGACAUGAUAGAAAAGAAAGUAAUACGCAGAAAUCAAUUUUCAGAAAACCUUAGCAAUUAAAGAAAAUUAUACUAAAAAUAAGUCAAGUACAUGCAGUUGUGUAUUUUCUGUGUAAUGGAUGUUUCAGCUCUUCAUGCUUUGUCCUCAGUGAAAAUUUAUCCUAAAAAUAAAAUGGCACUUCCCCCUCCCUCAACUUGACAAGACAGCAUAACAGUUGAUUUUUUUUAAAUGACUCACUGAGUAAUCAAAAUCCAAAUAGUUUCUGAAUUCCUUAAAAUAGAAGGUGAAAGUGGCCUGAACAUUACUUCUGAUUAUAAUAGUGUAUAUCUGAAACAGCCUUCUUGUCUUCAAUUAUUUAGCUGCAGCCAGGUGGCACUGUUGAUGUUUGAUUUUUCUUUUCAGGCUGCAUUUAUUCUUCAGAAUCUUUUGGUGAUUCCACUGCCCACUGAAGAGGUUAAAGACUCUAUUUGGCAGGUGACUAGUUGACUUGAUGUGUUUCCAUUGCUCAUCAAUAUAAUUGCAUCCAAUAUUUUAUAACCUUGUUAGAGGAAAGAAAAGGGUACAAGCUGCUUUAGAUGUACUUUAGAAGUGAAAAUAAUGAACAUUCUUACCCUGUUUUUAGUAAAGAUUGGGACAAGCAAAACAAUUAUUUCCUCUCCCCCAAGAUUCUUUCUCUACUGGACAAAACCAAAAUAUCAUCGUUCUCAAAUUAUUCUAGCCUUACAGAGUGGACUUGCAACUUAACCUAGGGCUUCAGCUAGUUAAAGAACACUGCCAAUUUCACUUGCUUUUAAUAUGAGGGAUGUGUUUAAUCUUUUUUCCCAUUACCGUAAUGGGAUCAAAGUGUGUGACUUAUGUUUGGAGAGAUGAUGGAUAUAAUUUGUUGAUGCAUUUUAUUUUACAAUAUUUGUUUUUCAACUAUGAUGGUUUUAAGAGAUGUUCACAACAGCAAAGUCUGAUGUGUGGGUUGAUGAUACUGCCCUCACAAUUACCCUGAACCAAUAAGGUGCAUGCAAACAUUGGAAAAAAAUGUUUCUGGAAUAUUGCUGUCCUGCUUGUCUGAGAGAAUUAAAGCUGACUGCAGAAUACCAGGUGCCAUUGUGGGAUCCAAUGAUGGUGCCAUGUGGCUCCUACCUCUGCCUCCCUCAAAGUCAGAGCAGAAAAUGGGAGGUACUAUGGAAGAGGAAUUGUUUGGAGCUCUUUUCUUAGAUCACCAGAUGUUGUUGCUCUGAGCCAUGGGUAGGCAAACUAAGGCCUAGGGGCCGGGGCCGGCCCAAUCGCCUUCUAAAUCCGGCCCGCAGACAGUCCGGGAAUCAGCGUGUUUUUACAGGAAUAGAAUGUGUGCUUUUAUUUAAAACGCAUCUCUGGGUUAUUUGUGGGGCAUAGGAAUUCGUUCAUUUUAUUUUCAAAAUAUAGUCCGGCCCCUCACAAGCUCUGAGGGACAGUGGACCGGCCCCCUGCUGAAAAAGUUUGCUGACCCCUGUGAGUCUGAGCAGAUGGCGCCAGCUAUUCCCAGCCCUUGUCACUGUGGGCAUUAACUCUUGUGGGCGUCUUGGGGGAGCAGGUCUCAGUCUGCUCCUCUGCCCUCUUGCUAUUGUUGCUGCCUCACCAGCCUCUUCGGCAGCAGCUAUGGGAAGAAUGGGACACAGUCGGAAAUAGAAUACCCUAUUUUUGGUCUCCCUGGGGCGGGACUUCUUCACAUGGGCUGAUGGCCAGCAGUUGUCUCUCCUGGCAAUGCUCCCCUCAAAGGUAGUGGUAGCAAAGGGAAGCAGGAAUUUACAGGUACUUGAUGCACUAAAGAGCUUUUGGAAUAAUUGACCUUAAAGCAUCCCUAUAUAGCAGCUCCAGGGACCCAGAAAGAUUAGUUUGGGAAAUGAAAUUCCUGUUUGUAGGAGGGAACGAUGCCAGCACGGAUUAGUACAGAAAAAAAUUGGUAAACUGCCUAUUUGAGCUUGUCAGUUCUUUUGAAGCUGCAUCUUAAAGCGUUUUUAAUAGGUUUGUGAAAUACCUUUUAAACAUUUUGUGAAUGCUUUUAAAAAGAACUGUUUCAAUAGUAAAUGUAUCCUUUUGAUCUUUUUUUAAAAAAUGGAUUGGAUUCAAAUAACCACGAGCAGAAAGGAAAUAGCCACUGGCAGUGUGGUCUACCAGCACUUGGUCAGGCACUAAUAACACUUUUCACAGCUUUGCAAGACCCGCACAAGUAGAAGAGGGACAUCUUUGGGUCUCAUUUCAUCCCCACUUGGUGCUUUAAAAUAAAUGUAAAAUAAUCCUCCUGUGAGCAGGAGAUAUCAAGCCCUAGCCUUAAAAUGGAUGCUAAGUUCAAACACUUCUCUGUGGCCUAGAUACUGUUGUGUGGCUUAGCCAAGGCAGGAGGAUAAACUUGGCAGGAGUUAUUUAGAACCUAUUUCCCCGGGAGUUUCUUGCAACAAGCAGACCACUCUCCGUCUUGUACAGUAGAGCCAUAAUUAUGUGAAUUGUAUCUCUAGAACCUACUUGUUCUGGCAGAGUGAAGAUAGAUAUUAUUUUAACAUUGAAAGAAGACCAGUAUGGUUCUGAAAACCUAUAUUAAAUACCUCCAUGGGAUACUAUUGAACUGACAGGUUUUUCUUUAACGGAGUUCCAAUUGCAGAAAAAGGAAGAAGAAUCAUCAUCAACAAAAGCGAGUUUUCCGGGAGCAAAUAAUUCAUGCAGUUAAUGAGUUUGGGGGCUUUUUUAUGGUCCAGAGCUGACUUUAAGCAUAUUUUUGACAGCAGGUUAAGACUUUCCCAGGCAUUUGAUGGAGUGUAAUGAGUUAUCCUGGCCUAAGACUGCUGAUGUUUUUGCCAUUUGCUAUUCUUGCUGUAAUUCUAUUUUUUGUUAGUGCAUUAAUUAUUGCUGUUUUUAACUGUAUUUUUAUUCUGUUUGUAGGUUGCCUAGAGUCUUUUUUAUAUUAGGUGACAUCUGAAUAAUAUAAAUAAUAUGUUUUAAUAUACAUUCUAUUUAUAGUGUUGUAGCUUGUCUAAUAUAACCAGUUAACUUGACUGCACAGAAAGGUUCGCAUGUUCAGUGGCUUGGAUCCUAAGAUAAGUGAAUAUGGCGAAGUGCCUGGAAGGUGUCCCUACCUGAUUUUGGAUUGCUCUUCUUUCCUGCCAGCAGCUCCCUGCACUCCACUUUGUCCAGAAGGCCCCUCUGAUACGUCAGGAGCUGCAGGGAGGAGAAGAGGAUGGAAAACUCCCAUGAACUUUAUGUUCACUUAUCUUGGGAUCCAAGCUGCUGGGAAGUUGGAAGACAUUGGCAGGAUCAAAUGCAUUGCAGAGUCUCUGUUGGAUUCCUUCUCUAAUGCUACUUCGCUCUCUUUCGUGGGGAUGAUCCCUACAAUCAGUGUACAACCUCGAUAUACUCAGUGAACACUGUCAUGGGUGGUCAGGAGCAGGGAAGAGUAUUUCUGUGUAAAGUUCAGGUGUAAAGUUUAGAGCUGCUAUAUCCAGGCACAUCUAUUUUUCCCAGUUGCUGUUCAUAUAUUUCAAAGGAUUUCAAAUAUACCAGAAGUGUCUUAGAAAGGGGUAGUUCAAAAGGAGCUCCUACUUUUUCUUCUUCAUUUUAAUAACAGAAUAUAUUCAGGGUUGCUCCCUUACAUUCCUGUAAAGGAGAUUAAAAGAUAAUUGGACAGUUUUGAAGUAGCUGAGAUGAGAUUACACGCACUAAGGUUUAGAACUAAACUACCUAGAAUUAUACUCAUUCAAUUUUAAGCAAGUUAUUUCAAUGGAGUUACCAUAUAUGUGUUCUGAUAAGUAAUUUUUUGUGGGAAACAUCUCAAAAGAUGCCGAUAUAUUCUUGAUUAGUCUUUCAGGGAUAGAUGGUGCUACAUUAUGCUUGGCAUACACCCCCCACCCCGGCCAUUCCUGUAAACUGGCCAUUUUUAGCACCUUGAUAUUGUAAUUCAGGUUAAUAUUUUACUCAUAAGUUUUUACAGAUACAUUUUAUUAUAUAUUGGCCUUUAUUGGCAUAAGCAAUAAUAUUAUUAUAUUCUUGAUUUAGUAGUAAACCACUCUGUGGUGUGAAAGGAGUGGAUUUCCUAAUACAGUGGUACCUCAGGUUAAGAACUUAAUUCGUUCUGGAGGUCCGUUCUUAACCUGAAACUGUUCUUAACCUGAAGCACCACUUUAGCUAAUGGGGCCUCCUGCUGCCGCUGCAUCACUGCCACACAAUUUCUGUUCUCAUCCUGAAGCAAAGUUCUUAACCCGAGGUAAUAUUUCUGGGUUAGCGGAGCCUGUAACCUGGAGCAUAUGUAACCUGAAGCGUAUGUAACCCGAGGUACCACUGUAUUGAUUUAUAAUCUAUGGCCACUUGGCUCAAGACUUCCAUGGGAAAUCACAGUUUAAAAACAUUAAUAGAUUUUAGUAAAUCCAGUGAUUUAAAUCUUAUCAUAGACUGAACAUAUAUAAUAUUUCAUUGGAGGUUUUGGUCUGGAACAAGUGUUGAUACAAAUGCCGUAAUUAUAAAAGAAAUGUGUACCUGUAUUUAGGAUGAUUUUACAAGAAACAAAUUGUUUGUCUGUAAGAGAGAUUAUGCAAUCUGAUAUAAUUUAUCCUCCCCUCAGUUUUUCAGUAUUUAUUUAAAUAUGUUGAUUAACAUUGAUAACUAUGCAGUGAUUUGGCUAAAAAUAAAAAGGUUGAUAUAUUAUAGUUCUCUGCUUAAGCCAGUUUAGACUACACUUAUCUCCAUGGAGAAUGUCACAGAAAGGGAAGGGAACUUUAUAUGGUGUUAUUUAGUGGUAUACCAAAUAGUACACAAGAUAAGGAGAUUAAAAUGUUCACUGCUUUACCAUCCCAGCAGUUAUUUUUUUCUGUUAUCACAGUUCAGUAGAUUCUUAGCUUCCCUGCUUUUGAAAUUGAAAUCCUUUCUGCAGUCAAUAAAUCAGCACAUGUAAUCCCAAGUCAUCAGAUCACAAGAUGUUAUGUACUUUCAAGGUGACUGAAGUCACUGCACACACAGAUUAUAAGGUGUGACUGACUCCAGUGGGUUUUAGCACACCCCUGUGGCUGUGAAAUGCUUGGCAUAGAAAUUGUAAAUUGGCAUCAAUGGGGCUGAAUAUAAAAACUUUGACUCAAUGUCAUCACGCUUAGAAGUCAGCAGAAUUCCCUGAGUAGGUAGUUGUCAUGCUUGAGUCAAUGAAUGCACAUUACUGACAUCUUCUGCGUGUAGAUUCCCAACUUGUAAUGUAAGUUUACUUAAAAAGAACUUCACAGAGUUAUAAAACUUAUUUUUUAUUCUGAUUACAUUUCAUCUCAAACAAGUAUUGAAGUUCUUUCUUACCCUGCACUUCGUUCAGCCCCACAAACGAUCAGGUAUGAGGGUAGGAGUGUCAGGAGAGAAUUAUGCAAACUGUAUAAAUUAUCAGGAUUUGCGUGAUUUCCCCCAGACGUUAGUAUUAUGCACAAAUCUUUCGUGAGUAAGAACGACAAGGAAUGUCCUACCUCUGCCCAGUUGAACCCUUCUCUGAGUCCCAGUUCUUCUGGCAUAAGUUGGCAGCAAUUUUGUUGUUUAAAAUGAAGCUGAGAUUCUCAGAGAUGAAUUCUGUGGAUAUGCUUUCCUGGAUUCAUGCCAUCAACCCUUGCUAUUUCCUGCUCUGAUGGAAGAGGUGUUCAUUCUCAUUGGUUGGGAACCAAUGUUGUGAGGGUCUUUUUAAUGACUAUAAAUUUUUAUAUAUGUUACCCCCUGCCUCCAGGGACCUUGUGUGCAUGAUGAAGAAUCUGGUCUAUCUCUCACUGGAAAAACCGCCUUGCAGGCUCUGUUAUAUCAUUGUCGCUUCUACGAGCAUUUGAAUGAGAUGGUGAAACAGUGCUACUUAGGUCGAUAUACAUUUGAUCUGCAUUGUUCCUUGGGAGGCAGCCAGGCAGCCGAAAAGAGUAGCAUAAAUGGUAAGUGACACUUCAAAGAAUUCAUUUGGUUUAAAUUUCGGUUGCGGUUCCAUGAGUUAUCAAUACAUUUUCUUCUUGUGAUUUUUUGUUUUGUUCUGUGCGAGUCUUCUAAAAGUAUUAUCCUUUUGUGUCUCAAAGUUAAAAUAGUCAGCCAGUCUCUUGAAAAUAUAAUACCACAUCAUCUGGUUCAGUAUCCGAGAAGCAAUUAUGAGGUUUUUAAAUGUGUUCAUAGUCGGAGGUGGAAGAAGCAUAUUAGAGAUAGCCCAUUCCUUCCUUCGUGAAGGAUAAAUAAUGGGCUGUAGGAGAAAUGUAAAAAGAAAACAGAAAUCUAAUUAGAACAUCAAAAAGAAUGAAUCUCCAGUACAAUGGUAAGAAUUUGAAAAAGGCAGUACGUGGGUUGUUAUGACUAUGUGCAAGCAUUUCACUGUUCUGUUUCUAAGCGGUUGUCUUAGUGAUGCACUGUGAAUAAUUCCAUAUUGGGGAUAACGAAACAGUCUACUUCCAGAUCAUAGAAAGCGUUGCCAACACUCCAUAGGGAAUGAAGUCUGCUUCAUAGGUACACUUUUGAAGUCCACGUGCUGAAACAUAGAAAAUGCUAAUGCAGCCAAGUGGGUGCUUGGAAACAUAUGUAUCCUACAGAUACGCUCUUCAGAGAACCAGACUGGCUGCAACUCCCUGUGGAGGGCCCACUUGGUGGUGACCCUGGUUUUCUUGCUAUGCCACGUGGGGCAACAGCAGCGUGAGCCUUCUGGCUUUGCUGCUUUGCUCAGUUUGAAAAACAGCUUUCUUUCCACUGUGGUGGGAUGGGAAGUAGUGAGCUGUUGCAUAAAUCAAUAUAUCAGGGACGUGUGCUUGUAAAGAAUAGUGGGGGUGUUGAUUCCUUAAUAAGGCCCAUAGGAUGAAUUUAUGUGAGGAUUUAUGAUGCCUGAUUCACGGUUGAGCUUCAGCACUUAAGAUUUUGGAGCAUUGGGGAAAGCUGAGAGGAAGCAGCUAAAUUAGAAAGCAGUGCUUCCUUGAAAUUUAUUUAUGGGUUGCCCUUCAAAUCCCCCCACCCCCAGGGUUAGAAGGAAAAAUAUUGAAUUCCAAUGUGGAAUGCCUUGCAGUCAAUUUUUAUUUUAUUUUAUUUUAUUUUAUUUAUUUUAUUUUUGUUGUUAAAAACAAGCAACAAGUUUUUAUUGCUAUGGGUCAGCCAUUUUUGGUUAGCCAAGCCACAAAAUUGGCAUUGGUUAGACCUGAUUUGACAGAUUUGCAGCCAGGGAGUUCCAGGUACUUUAGCAUCACUGUCUAAGGAACUGCCUACCACCUUUCUUACUAGGAAAUGGGAGUGAAGAGUUGCCAGUUUGGCCAUUCUGUGGCCAAGGUGUGCCAGAUACCACUUCCAACCUUUCUUCCUCUUGGAGCUGGCGUGGAAGCAGGGUUCAUUGUGCAACGACCAGAAUAAUCUCUGCUCAUUUUCUAAAGCUUUAAGGCUGAAAAGAAGGCUGGUCGAGGGCACAGUUGCCAUGGUGAGCAAAAAAUGUGGAAGCUUAUUUCUAGCCCUUAUGGCUGUGAAACAUAACACAAAAAUUGGAUGUGAACAAAAAUCAGGACAGUUUAUUGCUGCUGGGUGGAGGCAAGCAGUGGGAAGAAGGACUCAACAGUUCUCAGUUACUGAUUGAUUAGUUCUUUCCUUUGGCUCCAGAACCUGAUCACUUCAUAAGAUCAAACUGGAACCCAUCAGCUUACUUGUCACACUUUUUAGUCAUAUUGAUUAAUAAAUGGAACAGAGAAUUUGCAAAAUCACUCUAAUCAAUGCAGUUUCAACAUAGAUUUAUGCUAUAUGUAUUCAUUCCUGCCCCCGCCCCCGAAGCAUAACUCUAUGUUUCCUAAUGUCUGCCCUGUUCUACAGCAAAAUAUUGGUGUUUUGCAGUUUGUGGAAUGUUUGAGAGAUUCUUCCCUUUUGUUCUUAAAAAAACAAAGGGAUUUUUGUCAUUUUUCUUUGCUAAUGGAUUCACCAGCAAAGCAAGAGGUGAGCAUAUAAUAUAGUGGUUCUUGAACUUCUUUCUCUGGGCCACACUUUCAGAAUAAAAAUUUGCUUGUGCCGUUUUGAUUUUUUCAUUGAUAAGAAAUUCAUCAGAAAACAAAAAGAAACAACUCAUAGCAGAGCUUGAUUUUGAAAAUAUAGCCUUCUAUAUUCUCUGUGUAUAUAUAGAUAGACAGGUAGAUAGAUAACUAUACUACACUGAAAUAUUUAAAUGUUUCUUUGAUUGUCCUUGCCACACUUGCCAUCCUCUCUUGCCAUACCAGUGUGGUGCAUCACACCCUUUGAGAACCACUGAUACAAGGUGUUUUAAAAGGCUGCCUUUUUCUCUCUUCUUCCCCGCCCCCUCCAGAUUUUGACGAUUCACUUUCUCUCUGGAGAGUUGUAUCUACUCAAAGCCAAUCUCCAAGUUCGCAGUCAACCUCUGACACUGUGGUGAGUUCUAAAAUGACAAGUUGCCAUUGUAAGGGGAACUCAAUGCUGUUUAAUUGGAUUGUUGGAAAAACAGAGGUCCCAUUUUCCAGGUAACACGUUUCUGCCACUUAUUUCACUUACACAACCACAGCUUUGUGUGCUUGGCUGGGAACAAUUAAUAAAAUAGAAAGUAGGUGAGGUGGGCCAAAAGAAGGGCCAGUGGGUGGUCUGGGUGCAGCUAGGCCCCCUCUCCCUACAACCUUCCUUCCCUGCUUUUCUUUGGGGCUGGACUGGGCUCCUCUGUUCAGGGUGAGAGAGCGGCAGCAGCAGCUACAGGAAGCAGCUGAGGAGCAGCAAGGAAAACUCAGCACACAGAGAGAGACUUGUUAAGAGAUCUGGUACUGUAAGCAAGCUGGAGGGUUUAACUGCUCCCUUUGAGUUGGGUUUUCUAAACAGAAAGGGAACAGGAAAACCCAGAAAGUGGAGUGGGGCAGUUGGGGUAAUUUGGAGAGAGAGGUUCUUUAAAAAGAGGGGAAGGUUUGCAGGGGGAGAACAGAAAGUGCAGCAGGAGUUGGUGGAGGAGAGGCCUCAGCAGCUAGCAAAAGAUUAAGGAAGGCUGAAGGAAGGAGAAGAAGCGAGGCUAUGUGCUUCCUAAGAUCCCAGUAAGCAAGCUUGGAGGACUUAACAGCCAGAUCUUGGGAGGCGAGGGCUGUUCUGGGGGUCGUUGUGGAUUUAUGCAGUUUUGUUGAUGCAUGUGAUGGCUGGAAACAUGAACCUCACAUAAGAUGCAAGUUACCUGCACUUUGUCACAUAACCCCUCCUCACGUUUCCUUUUCGGUUUCUAAUCUUAUUUAUUUUACCUAGUUUUUGUUCUGCUUUUAACAAAUUGAAAGCUAUGGGUUUUCACCAGGUAAUAAUAGAAGUAUUGCACGACUUACUGUGACUUCUAUGACUGUCAGUAAUUCUGUGAGGAAGGGCAUGUGAGGAAGGCCCUUUCAUCCUGAAAAAUAGUUCACUCUGAAAAUGUGUUAACUGUGUUGCUGUCUUGUAAAAAAAAAAAAAAUGUCCACAAAUAGCUUGAUCUUCCAUAGACAGGCUCCUGUGUCAUAUAUGACAUAUCAAGAGCCCCCCCCCCCAAAACACCAUUUUUACCCAGUUUCCAAAAUCCUUUCUACCUGCUCGCCUGGAGGCAAUUCUUAUUCACCAGAGGUGCGAAGAAUUUUCAUGUGUAUUGUGAGUAUUCUGGUUUAGAUACUGGAAAAUUUCUAUGUUCAGCCUCCGUCCCACUGGCAAGCCAUUAUUGGAAAAGGCUUAGCUGGUGCAAGAAGCUAACAAGACUUAUUUUUAUAACUAGCUGAAAUUAUUAUUGAUUUUUUAUGUAUCUUAAGACCUUGUUUCCCUUGAACUCUAAAAAUCCAAAACAUCCAAGUAGCACAAUUUAGGAAUAAAGAACUCUGUAACUCUGUGAUGUUUUCUGGGAGUAAGUCCUUUUCACUAAAAAUGCCUUAAAAAAUCCAGUUUAUUAUAUCCCAUCCUUCUGUUUUUAAUUAUGUAAAUUACUAACAGCACAAGCUGGGCAGAGCCAGCUAUUUUUAUAUACCUAACCAUUGAAGUGAUAGAGGUAAUUGCUUUAAAUUUAGGCUGCAUUUCGGAGAUCAGUGAACACAAUUGGGUUUGUUCUUCCCUCCCCCCUCUCCCCCCCGCAUCAAUUCUUUCUGUUCACACAUGGUGCUCUUUGGAUUCCAGCAAAUGAGAGUUGCCCAUUAGUAGAAGCAUGAGACUCUCAAUCUCAGGGUUGUGAGUACGAUCCCCAUGUUGGGCAAGAGAUUCCUGCAUUGCAGGAGGUUGUAGUAUAUGACCCUCAUGGUCCCGUCCAACCCUGAUUCUAUGAAUAUAUAUGGACAUUUGUUAACAGGAGGCAAUGUAAUUAUUGAUUCUGCUUCCUAGAUCAUUUCCUCAUCGCCAUCUCCAGGCUGUGCUGUGGAAAUGCAGCUGCCCACCUCACCACCUAUAGCUAGAAUUUGCGACGUGCCACUUAAUCGGCUCAUGGCGCAAGGUAAGCAGAUGUAAUGAAAAUGAUUCAUUUGGAACAAAUCACUAACCAUGGUCCUGAUGCAGAGUGCUAUUUGCAUGCAUGCCAGGGGCUCUUUCCUGCCACCCCGUUCCUAACAGGAACCUAACAGGAACAUGGGUGACGCUAUGGUCUAAACCACUGAGCCUCUUGGGUUUGCCAAUUCGAAGGUUGGCGGUUCGAAUCGCCGCCAUGGGUGAGCUCCUGUUGCCCUCUCCCAGCUCCUGUCAACCUAUCAGUUCUAAAGCAUGCCAGUGCAAGAAGAUAAAUAGGUACCGCUGUGGCGGGAAGGUAAAUGGCAUUUCCAUGUGCUCUGGUUUCCAUCACGGUGUUCCGUUGCACCAGAAGCUGUUCGUGGACAAACGCCGGCUCCCUUGGUCUGAAAGCGAGAUGAGUGCCGCAACCCCAUAGUCGCCUUUGACUGGACUGCACCAUCCGGGGAUCCUUUACCUUUACCUUUUACCUAACAGUAACCUCCACUCAGCCCCAUCUUGUUGCUCACUUUUGCAAGUCUCACAGUGUUCAAGCUGUGGAGAGGAUGAUAAGGUAAUAGCUGAAUGCACAGGUCUUCCUUCAAAUAUCUCAAGAUUGCACAGUUUAAUUUUGAAGAGCUCUAAACCAAGUGAUUCCCCAAUUUCCCCGUCCCCCCCAUGGACCACUUAAAAAUUGCUGAAGGCCUUGGUGGACCACUUAACAAUUUUUCUGUCUAUAGCAAUUGUGCUGUGCUAGACGCUAUAUGAUUUUUAAUUGUAUUUUUAUUGCUUUUUCUGUUUCUUACAUAUUGUAUUUUAUUGUAUGGCAAUUUGCAUGCCAUAGAAUUCAAAUUGCAAUGCAAUAAAAUACAAUGUAAGAAAUAAAGGAAGCAAUAAAAAUACAGUUUAAAACCACUGUGACUAUUUGAUGCGGACAUGCUGCGGACCACCUGAAUGAAGCUUGAAGACCUUAAAUUGGGAACCUCUGCUAUAAACCGUACUGUGUCCCACCCAUAUCUUGGAAAGUCUUCGUUACCAAGGACCCUGUCCUCUCCACUCCUGUGGCCUCUAACCUGGACUGCUCAUAUUUAUCCGAAAGGAGAGGCAUUCAGUUCAAUAGCACAUCAACAGGUCUUGUGUGACGUUUCACAUAUGAUGUGUUAUAGUUCAGUUGGUUAGAGCAUAGUGCUGAUGAUGCCAAGGUUGCAGGUUUGAUCCUCGUAUGGGACAGCUGCAUAUUCUUGCAUUACAGGGGGUUGGACUUGAUGAUCCUCAGGGUCCCUUCCAACUCUACAGUUCUAUAAUUUCCAUUUCUAUGAUUUCAAACGAAACUGAUGGGAACAUAGGAAGCUGCCUUAUACUAAGUCAAACCCACUGAGUCAUCUAGCUCAGUACUGUGUGCACUGACUCGCAGCAGCUCUCCAGGGUUUUCAGGCAGGGUUCUCUCUCAGCCCUACAUAGACAUGAUGAGGAUUAAACCUCGGACCUUCUGCAUGCGAGGCAGAUGCUCUGCCACUGAGCUCUGGCUUUUCUCCUGCUCAGCUCCUCAACUCGUGUCCGACGAGACAUAUACCACCUUGUUUUAUGUAAAUCCAUUUCCAGGUAGCAACACUACCUGCUUGUUUUGUUCUUUCUCUAAAUUGUGUGUUGUAGGUCAGAGUGAAACAACAACGACAGUGUCUUCAAGUCCGCAUGACUCCCCGCAGUCCACCAUCAGACCCAGUCAGUGUGCGGUGGUCACCCCCCCUCUCCUGUCAGCGGUGUGCGGCUUGCUGGACAACCUGCUGAUUGUCACUCCCAAAGACACCGGCGUUGCUCUUCAGCAAGCACAGACACUAACUGCUCUCAGUAGGUAAGAGAUCAAUAGCUAUUGAGGUCACAGACGAGAGACUGAAUGGGACAAGCACUACCCAAAGCCUUUGUUACAGAUAUUGAUCGAGCCGCUGAGUAUUCUGAGAAUUCAAAGUUAUCCUUUUAAAAUCAAACCAGGAGAACCACAGCAUUUUGCAGAAAGUAGAGCAGAUUUGAAAUCUCUUUAUAGUUCAGCUACUUUUACUUUACUUGGACUUUAGAGCAAAGCGGUAACUUGUCUUUUUAUUACGGUGGACGAUGAAGUCCUCAGAUUGCAUGCUACAAGCAUAGACAAGUCAUGCUAACUGGAACACUUGCAAAAGAGUGUACUUUGGAAGCACUGGCAGAUACAUUGGUGUAAAUCCUUAAGGUAUUUAAAGGCAGUGAAACAAGUGUUGUAUGGGAAAUGUGCUUGUGAUUUAUUUAUACCCUAUUAGCAUCAUUAUUCAAGAAGGACAAGAGAAACCUUAGUUGCUUAGUCUGCUAAUAACAUAGUGACAGAUGCGAAGAGCUGAUAGCUCUGAAGUCCCCAGUUCAAAUCUACCACUGAGCACAGACUAAAGCCUUUAUGCUAGGAGUAUUGCUAUUUUUAUCAUCCUGGCUGAACUGUAGCAACUUACAGUUUGUCUCCAAGGAAACAACAUCCCACAGCUGACUGCAGUGUAUUGCACUUCCUUUCUCUGUAAUAAGCGUAGGGCAGCCUUUUGAGAGUCAACAUCGUUUGAGUGAGGACUAUGAGAGGUGGAAUCAUUAGGAUCCUAGCUUAAAUUAGACUUUUAAAUAGAUUGCUGCUGCUAAACCUACCACAUCUUCUAGAAUGUUCACUAUGUAUGUGGACAUUUCCUCAGGUACACAUACAGGCUUUUGUCUGUUUGGGCACAACUGGAUGCCAUUUUGAAUCAAGAUGGCAGGCUGAACCUUUCAAAACAUCACUGAAACAAACUUUUAUGUGAGACUACCAGAUUCCCGUGGGUUAAGGAAGGGUUAACUGGGUUGGGGAAUGAUCACGAGCUGUGAUGAAGGCAGGGUACCAGUUUUGUUUGGGACAUAAGUGUGGGGCUUGGACUGAUUUAAUUGUCUCUUCCUGCCUCAUGUUCCUGAUCAAAAACCCACACCACUUUCCCUACUUCCAUCUGGAAAGAGAAAAAGUCUAAAUUCUGUCAUUUUGGGCUAUUUUAGCUCCCAGUCAUGUCUUACCUAAGACUUUCACUAGUAGGUAGAAGUGCUGUGCUCUCCUCCCUCCGGCAGAUGGCAUAAUGUGAACUGCAGCCUCCAGCUGAACAUUGAAUCACUUCAAGCCGGAGUGUGAAACCUGUGAACAAGUACCCUCAUCCAUCAUAAAUGGCCAUGUUAGCUGUGGCUCCUGCAAGUUGCAGCCCUGCAUCAUCUGGAGGGCUGCAGUUUUCCAUCCCUGACUUAGACACCCUGUUUGUGUGACUUGUCCUGUCUUCUCCACCCCACCCCACCCCACCCCAAUUUUUGUUUGUUUCUGGAGGCAGAGAAAUUGCUUUUCUUUGUGUGUCCAGCCCGUCAUGCUAACAUGGAGAACCCACUUACAUUGUCCUUUCUAUAGUGGAGGGAAGGAGGUGCACUAGGCUUUUGCAAGGCAAGGAACCCAGGUAACAUAUGAGUGAGGGCAAAGUUUUGAGGGUGGGAAUUACUGUCUUUGAAGUAUCUGUUGUCUCACACAUUCUUCAGACAUGCCAACAGUCUAGACCAGGGGUAGCCAAUGUGCCCUCCAAAAUGUUAAAGACUACAUAUUUCAUCACCCCCUGUCAUUGGCCAUGCUGGGCACAGGAUGAUGGGAGUUGAUGUCCAAAAACAUAUGAAGGGUAUUAUGGUCUAGGCUACAGUUCCACAUUGUGUCAAAAUGUUAAGUUUAUGCCUGUGUCCUUAACACAGUUGUCUUUGUUUCAUGGUAGUCUAGUAAAUUCCAGCUUGAUAGAGAGAUGUAUCUUGGAAAUGAAAGCACCUCUUCCUCAGCCUUUUCAUAUGGACUACACAAAAAUUCAGGUUGGUGGCAUACAUAUUUCUUUUCUAUUCCAUUCUCUUGAAGUGCAUGGGUAGGAUGCAGCAUAUGUUUUAAUUACUGAAAGGCACCGGCUUACACCCUAAAUGUGCUUUAAAAAUACAGAUCAACUCUGAAGUAAAGGCUGUUGAGUUGAGUGGAGCAUUUUUUUCGAGUCAGUGAGUUGUAGGGUUGCAUCCUUAAUAAUCUUCCAUUUUAUUGAUUUAGUGAACCCCAUGAAAGGUGCUGCUUCUUUUUGUUUGAGAAAAAUGUGUCUUUGCUUAAGGGAAAACAAUUAUAAUUGAGUAAGAGAGUUACGUACAACUCAUUGUCGGAAAGAAAAGGUGUUAGUGGGAGUGUUAAAAUGCAAACCCACAGCAUUUUGCAUUUUGUAUAGUGGUUGUACAUGUAUGUGUGUGUGAGGGGGUGGGAGUUACAGAAGGGGGCAGGGUGAAGUGGAAGAAACAUUUCCCCCUUUUAGUCUCCCAGCUCCUCUACUUGAAUGCUACUCCACUCCUAACGAGCCCUUCCCCAACCUGGUGACCUCCAGAUGUUUUAGAUUACAAUUCCCAUCAGACCUGACCAUUGGUCAUGCUGACUGAGGCUCAUGGGAGCUAUAUUCCAAAACAUCUGGAAGGUAACAAGCAAGAGAUAUCCAUAGGACAAGUGUUGUGGCUCAGACAGACCACUUCUCUGCUGCAGUGGAGAAGCUAUUUGAACCCAUGCUUUCUUUCUAUUCCCCCCCCCCUCCUUUUGCCAUCAUGUCUCUGGGUUUUUUGUGCCUUUUAGUAAAGCAUUUAGGCCAACCCUCCUCCAACACACAGUCCUUUUAAACCUCCUUUAGCCUAAUUCAUAGCCACAUCGGAAUCUGUACACCUUUCUGACACCAAUGUUAAGUUUUGGGGGAUACUUGGGAAGCUAGAAACUCUGAAGAACAGUAGUCUUAAGAUUUUUCUGCAUACCUGACACAAAUCCAGACCUGAAAUGGUUUGGGAGGGUGGACCUGGCAGGCCCAGAUUGUUCCGGGCAACCCAGUCUGUUUUGCCCUGACUCGACCAAAGCCCAGUUCUGCUCGAAUUAGUCAAAUUCAUUUCAGGAUUGGGGCUGUGGCUGAAUCUGGAGCACAACCCUAGUUCAAAGCUCACCAAUUCUGGUCAAAACUGAGGUUUAAAAAUACGUGAUUAGCAGCUGUUGGUUUCAGUUACCAGAGCAAAUUCAGCUAGAAAGAAAUCAAUGGCGGUUUAAUCAUGAAAGACAAGGGUGUGGAAUCUCAGGCCCGAUAGCUGAAUGCGGUCCUCCAGGACCCUCCUCGUCCUAGGACAUGUCUUUCACUGUCCUUGCUCCAUGUCCUCCUUGCUGGAAUGGGAUCUUGAACUGUGAUAAUGCCUCAUGUUUGUCUAGUAGAUGGAGAAUGGAAAGGUGUGUGUCCCUGGGUAGCAACAGCUUCUCACACACAUACACACACUGCCGAAAGACAUGUGAACGCUUGCUUGCUGUAGCUGAGAGAGCUGGUGUGCUUGCACAACCACGUGCCGUGAAAGCUCAUCUCCGUCAAUUAUUCAGGAACUUUUGGAGCCUCGACUGGGUGCUCUGUAGUCGUAAAACUCCAGUAACUGGGUUAUGCGGUGCAACUGAACAUGAGCAGUGCCAUCAAAGCUCCUUUGAUCUCACUUCUCCAUGGGAAUCUUUUUGUGAAUGAAGGGAAAGAUAAAGUGUGAGCUAGAUCAAUAAUGUGCCACAUCAACUGCAGUUUAAUCACCUUUUUUUUCACACGAUGACUACCCGCUAGCUUUUCAGAAGUAAAUGGGAAAUGCCAUAUAUUGAAACUGUUGUGCUGCGAUUGAAAUUUGUUUUAUCAUUAGAUCCUUGAGAAAGAAACCUUUGAGUAUGUCUGCUUAAGUUAACAGAUGCCAAAUAAGAAAAUAGUACAGAACUGAAAUGGGUAUGGAGGUUUUUGGAUAAUUUCCUUGAACCCAUAAUGAAUCAGGCCUCUCCUUUUCUAGCCCCAUUUUGUGAAAAGGAACAAAGGGGCAAGUAUUCGAGAGCAAAUGGAACGAGGGUCAUGGUGCAGAUUACACUCGGUGCAUAGUGUGCAGCUCUCUCUCUCUCUCUCUCUCUCUCUCUCUCCCUCCCUCCCCCUUUUCCUUUCUUUACUUGCUUAUGGGCUCAAGGAUGACUAGUUGUCCAUUGGAAACAGAGCUGAGAAGCGAAGAGUCAAACCUCCCAUCCUUGCAUGCUGUAGUCUCAAUGAAAAUUGCCAUCUCUUGGGUGGGUUGCCUUUUGCAGCCUUCCUAGGUACCCAGAUUUCUUGAAAAUUUCAUUAUAUGCUCAGCUAGGCUUUCCUAUAUGCAUGGGAAGGUGAGGAAGGUGCCUACUAUGUGCCUAACAACUGUUUAUUUUUAUUUUUUAAGCACAGUAUUUUUCUUUUUAAAGGAAUCAGUGUACUAAUCGCAGGCAUUCAGUAGCCAACCUUCCUGGCUCCCCUUGUUUCAGUUAAAGGUUAGAGUAAAACCAUCAUGAGGUAACAUCUCCCAUGAGGCUUUUUCGGAUCAGGAAGCGUGGGCAGACCUGAGGUUGCCGAGGGCUGGAGAGAUGUUUAACAGGAAGAAGUAAAAUCCCACCUGCAGAAAUAAAGUAAGCUCAACCACCCACCCACCAAAGUUGUAAGGAAAUUCAAAAGAGAAAGAGGCAGAAAACUGAAAACUUUAUUCAACAGGAGAAGAAACAUUUUGGUUUCAGCACAGCACUUACUAAAACCACAGGAAGUAAGCCAUCAGAUUCUUGACACCUUAUGUUGCACAUCAAUCACCAAAGCAAGAAGACAAUUACUAUUACAAGUGUGUAAUAGUACCAGUAUUAUUAAAAAGGCACUGUUGCUUCUCAUGUGGAAUGAACCUUGGCUUUAAAAUACCAUUCUUGUUCUUAGUGACUAAUGACAGUUAUUUGGAUUUUACUCCUAUUAACGCCUUCAGUUUCUACCUUUCCUUGUAAACUUGCAAAGUCACUAAGGAGGUAGUAAUAUCUGGUUCUCAUCAUGCUUUCUGUGAAAUAGAAAUGCGGUGGUAAUAUGUGGUUCUGGUUAUGCUUUCUGUACAAGAGACCCAAAAUACCACACAACCUUCUGCUAAAUGUCGUAAUAACCCAACCCCAUGGCUGUUUACAAAAUUCAGUAGGACUUAAUUUCAGAUACUUGGCACUUGGGAUUGCAGGCUACAGUCUUCAGUUGGAUAUUAACAGUGUAAUCCUUUGCAUUUUUAUUUGGAAGCAAGUUGUUCUGUAUGCAGUGGUGUUUAUAUCCAGGUGAGUGUCAUGGGACUGCAUUCUAAGAAUAUUGCAUCUUUACUCUUGAAAUAUUUGCAUAUAUUUCACAUGCGGUUCAUAACUUUCUUAUCUCUUAUACUAAUUUAACAUUUUUUAAAAAAGCUUCUCAUUGUCAAAAAUAAUUGCUGCAGAAACGUACUACAAGUAUCUGAGCCAAAUCUUUUUGUUGUUGUUCAAACAGGUUUUGUUUCUACUGCAGUUUGUUUCAUCUUUGUUCCAACUUCUACAGUCUUGCUUGCUGGUAGACACUCGCCUGGUGAUGCAAGAUGCAUUAUUGACACCUCUCUUGGCUCAUACCUUUGUGGUUCUUUCCAUUGGCUGCAAGGAUGGCUUAGGUAAUUGUGUGAUAAGGUUUAUGUUACUGAAAUGCUUUGAACAUGAGAUCUGUCAUUUGCAUGUCGAGGUCCCCAGGGCCACCCCAAUAACUCACACAUCACACAUAAUUUUUUGUUUAAGGUUUUUGGCAUAAUUUUGGCCACAACUUUAUUAAAAUACAAAAAUGUGAGUGGUUGCUUAGGCAUUGGUUGCGACUAUCUGCCCCCCCAUGGGGGACAGACUGACAUUUCGCACGAUGCGAAAGUCAGAAUAGGGGAAUACACUUGGGGGGUAGCGACGGAGCAGGGAACCUGCCCUCAGCCCUCCCCAGAUGCAACCAGGAGGUCAUUGCUAUGGCCCAAGCCCCCUUGACAGAGUGGACAAGCAAUAGUUAACCCCGAUUCCUUUAAUGGAAGCCCUUGCAGCAGCAGCAUUAGAGGGGCAGGCACAGCCAAUCCAUGCCCCUCAACCAACCAAACCAUAAACCAAUGCCUAACUGCAACCUUACAAGUUGUGACGAUUUGCUACGCAGUAGGCAAAAACCAAAUGGCCCCAGCCAAUCAGCCAGAUGGACAAAAUUCCUACCGGGCCCCUGUCCCAAGAGCAGACGGCCCCAUAACAGGCAUAGCAAGGUCAAAGCGAACAACCAUAAUUCUAGGGAGGGGGGGACGGGCAAUCCGAUGCACGGGCGAAAAGAGGAAGCCCUAGCCUCGUGCAAUGAGUUUUAGCAUUUCUGGCUGUCAAUCAACAAAUGGCAACAUUAACUUCUUCCCAACAACAAGGGAAGCCCCAAUCGCAUCAGUGGCCAACGAUCAAUUAGCCCGCCCCUAACUUUGGAGUGUCCUGGCGGCCCCCACCGCAACACAAGCUCUCCAUGAAGGAGAACACGCUUUGGUAGAUCUCAGAGUUAUUUUUAAUGUUUAGAUCCCUGAAAUCUUGUUUCUAUAUUUUGCUGAUAGGCCCUAGCAGCGGCAAUAUCAUUUCUGUGUCCUAUUGCCUGGAAACAGAGAUUUUACAUGACUGUCAUACAGCAAAAAAGGGCUGCCCCAGGCCAGAUUUCCUCCCAGCUUAGUGUGCUUGUAUAUAUGGCUGCUUUGCUGCUUCCCUGCUACAGGGACCAAGCCGUGGUCUUGCUUAGUUAUACUUUCCAACCUGGGAAGUUCAUUUUAUUGCUUCAAACAAACCAUGAGCUGUAACCACUCAUUGUUUGUUUGUUUUAUUACAAAUUUUAAUGAUUCUUUUUUUAAAAAAACAAUGACCAAACAUAAAGUGGUGUUUUCCAGGGGAAAUACAGAAGCUAAGUAUUGUAUUCAGUCAUCCACAUGGCAUCAAAAUAGACAUGGGAAAUCUUUUACGUGAUGUGAGAUUAAACUCACAUCCACAGGGUAUAUUUCAGUCUAGAGCAUUAAGAUCAUUUCUCCAUAGUGGCUGCUGUGACUGAGGCGGUAAGGAGAUUACUGCACAAUUGUAAAUAAAUGAUAUAAAUUGAGACCAUAUGGAGUCAUACCCAUCUUUCUCUAUUAUUCCUUUUAUCGCCUUCCAAUCUUGAAUUAAGUGCUAUAUUCUACACAUAUUGGAGUGAGACAAAUCAUGAGACUACAGGUAGGUUCAAACAUAAAGCUAAGUCAGAUCAUGGCUUAGCUUCAAGUAACACAGCAGGAGUGAAGCAACUGAUAUUUUCUCACUACAACAGCACUCUUGCUCAUUCGUGCUAAACCAUAUUUUGGCUUAGCUUUGCAUGUGAACCAGGCCAACGUCCGAAAGUAGUAAUCCCUUCUCACUUUCUAUAUGGGCACUGUAUAGUAAUACUUACUGAUCAGAACUAUGUGGUUUUUUAUUUGUAUGUUUAAUUGGCAGGGCCAGAGAUAACUGCUGCAGUUCACCAAACUUGGGAAGACUCAUUCAGCCUUCUCACUACUCUGUUAAGAAAAUGUGGCCAUGCCUCUCUGCCAUUUGUGACUGCAGCUCUUGCAAAGCAUUGGAUUCCAGUAAUCGGUAAGACCUAUUUUUCAGGUGCCUUGAUAUCUGCACAGAUAAUGAUAACUUAAGACCAGAAUGUGGUCUUUUCAAAGGAAUGUGUUUGUUGGAACCACUUUUGCUGGUAUUUGAUUGCAUGCUUGUAAGUUUCUUUAUUUGCUUUUGUCUACCACGUUCAGGGCUCAACAGAACUCAUUUUCAGCUCAUAAAGAGAUGAACCUAGGUAUAUGUGUGCUUCUAUAGUGAUUCUAGUCCUUGGUGAUAAUGGGAUGAACUGGCCCAGUGCCAUUUCUCCUCCCUCUCCCAAAGUGGCAUGAGGACCAAAUGAAAAAGGAGGGUAGCACUUCUGUAUAUUUUAAUAAUUGUGUAGAGGAAGGACUACUGGCAGGUGUAACUUGAACAGGAGUGGCCCUCCAGAUAUUUUUAUGUACAACAACCAUAAGCCAUUUUCUUACCCAUUGCCUUGCAUAUGCUUUUUUGAACCCAGUGCCGUAAUAUGUAGUUAAAUAUAUUUAUUUCUGUAAAUACUGCAACAUAGAACGCAUUAUCUUUUUCUUUUCUUUUUUGUAUUUUAGAAACAAUAUGUGAAUGUAUGCAAUUCUCUGUCAGACACCCUGAGCUGUGUGUGGCCUGCUUACAGUUCCUUGCUGUCCUGUUUUCCGAAGAGGGGAAAAGAGAGCUCAACAGUAAAGAGAGUGCUUGCUACCACCCAACAGUGGUUUUCCUUCUAGAUGAGGAUGAGAGGAGCCGAGAUUCUGUGGCCAAACUCUGUGAAUUAAUAAUUCAGGUAGAAAUUUAUAAUAAUCCAAUUUCAGUGUGGUGCAUUUAAGUCUUACUAGUUACAUGGGCAUCUAUCCCACAUACUUUGCUGGCUUAUUCAUUUUAAGUUACUCAAAACAAUGUGUGUGGGGUUUUUUUGCCCCUCUCGGUGGGAAGGGACUCUAUGAAAAGAUUCAGCCUGUGAGGCUAAUGCAGCAGAUCCUCCAGAGUAGCUUAAAAAGUUGCAGCCCAAUUGUGCACCUGCCUACUUGGAAGUAACAUCUAUUGGUUCAGUGGACUGUGCUCCUAAGUAACUGUAAUUGUAAAGACAUUGGAACUAAUUGUAAAGACGCCGUAAGUGCAGGCAUUCUGCUUUCUCACAGACAUUUGGUUAGCCACUCUGCAAACAGGAUGCUGAACUAGAUGUGCCGUUGCCCUGAUCCAGCAGGCUCUUUUUAUGUUCUUAUGCAGGGGUCAGCAAAGGUUUUCUGGCUUGGGCCAGUUCACGGUCCCGCAGACGCCACAGUGGGCCAGGGUGCGCGCGCACACAUGCGCAAACACCGUUCCCGGUGCGAAGGAGGUGUGCACAGCUUCCCAUUGGCUGCAGGACCUUCCUGCAGAAAGCCGGCCAGUGUCACUGAAGGCGGUCUCUGCUCUGCUCCGCACCAGUUUAGCAUGGCACAUGGGAGCCAACUGAGUGGGCCGUGGGGGUCCCAGAGUGGGCCGCAGGGGUCCAUGGGCUAGUUAAACGACCCUCAUGGGCUGCUUGGCCCAUGGGCCUUAGGUUGUUGACCCCUGUUUUUAUGUAUCAUUGAUAUUUGCCAUGGUGUCAGCAUGUGUGGGAGAAGAUAAAGCAAGUAGUAAUUUGACUGGAAAAAUUGAAAAUCCGAAAGGAAGGGAAGGUGAUGCAGAAAAGAAGUGUCAGAUAGUGUUAUGGGUGCUCUUGAAGAAAGGCAGAAGAAUAGUGUGAAUAGGAUUAUGGGAGGAGGCGGAGCUGGCUCCAGGUUUGAGGUAACCCUCUGGUGGGCCCAUGCUUCAUUCUGUGGGCUCUGUGGAUUUUCCUCACUGUGGAAGUGUUUCAGGCACCACAGCAGCAGGGCCUAACUGUGCUUUUGUUAUUGUUGUUUGUUUCCCAAAAUGUCCAGAGGAAGGCUUGGCCCAAGAGCAUUGUGGGAAACUCAAAGGCUGGCUUAGCCCCACAUGGGGCUACUCUAAUGCUAGACCAGGGGGGUGGGAAUUAAGGGGGUGGUGCUAGGGAAGGCAUCUUCAGUGGGCCCUACCAAGACAUUGGGGUUAUGGCAGCUGCUUGAGGUGCUGAUGCCGGCUCUGAUAAGAGGGAUUGUUAAGAAAGGGAGAAAUAAGAGGGGUUGGUGGCAGCUGUCUCUAGCAUGAAAACAAUGUUAUUGGCUCCUUCCAGAGAUGCAUAUCAGUUUCACUAAACUUUGUUUGGGACCACAUAAUUCCUCUAUUUUACAUAGUCUUGAGCAUACUUCUCUUAUUAAACAUAAGUGAAAAAGAAGAACUGAAUCCAUAAAUGGUUUUUCUAUUCUAAUUCUAACUUGCCCAUAUAUUUGUGGCUUAUUUUAAUAUUAUAUUAAAGCACGUGACUAUUGAGUUCUUCAUAAAUUACAGUACUGUCCUAUAUUUACAUAGGGUAAAUCCCACAAUAUUCAGUGGAGCAUACUGCCAGUAAGUGUAGGUUUUCAGCCUAAGUCUGAAUCAAGCCCUCAGAAUAUCUGCUAAAGCUAGGGGUGUGGAGGAACAUUAUUUGGCUUUCAAUGUAUGUUUAUUUUCCUAUUAAAUGUAAGUUGAAAAUCGCCUUUGUUAUCCCACCCCUUUUUGCCCCUUUGAAAUGAAAUUUUUCUCUGAGACAUGGCAGUGUGUUUGCCUUAGCUUUAGUUCCCUUAACUGCAAUAUUCAAGUGGUCUCAAAAUAUUGAAGCCAGUGUCUUCUAAAUUUGAUUGCUUUAUGGACUCAAGACUCUUGGCAUCAGAUACAGGAUAAUCCCAUCCCAUUUUAGCCACAGUGCUGUUAAUGGUAUUAUAGCUGUCUAUAAGCACCCUCUUUUCUUUUUCUUUGAGACCUUGGUAAAAUAUUCUCUUGCGUACUGCUGAUCGAUAUCUUUGCAUUUACUUUGUAUUUUACUUCUCUAUUUCCCUGUGUAAAUUCUUUCUUAUUUGAUUUACUGCCAUCAAAAUCAUGCUCUUAAGCCAUGGAAUAGCAGUAAAAUACUGAAGCACUUCAUGCCUUGCUAUUCUCAGCUCCCUUUUUUACCAAGUCAAUGCCUAUAGUUCUGUUACCCAGCGGAUUGGGCUUCUAACCCAUUUCUUUUGAGCUUUUUAUUCUUGCAGUGAGUUCUUCUGUAGAUGAUGACUCUGGUGAAAAUAUUACUUCUUCUCAAGUACAAGUCUGAAAAAUCUACCAGACCUUUACUGUCUAGGACCAAAUACAAGUCAGAAGAUAAGCAGAUCUUAUUUAGGAUGUUAUAUUCAUCAACUGGCUAGGGCCUCAAGCCUGUUCCUCUUCCAAUUUCUUUCCAUUAAUAUGACCUGCUUCAGUUUGAAUGAAACUAAAAUAACUUCCUCUUAAAUGACCCAUUCAGUUUUUGCUACCUUCAGUCUAAUGAUGAUCCUAAUUGUGUUGGAGGAGGAGGUUAUUUUAAUGGGAAUCAAUGUUCUUGAGGCACCAGGUCUGGAUCCAGUGCAUUUUAUUGGGAAUGCAUAUUUUUAUUUUCUGUAGGCACUACUCCUUAUUUGCACUCGGUGAAUUGAAAUAUGCACGUUUAAUUGUUUGUCCUUUCUGCAUUCUUCCACUCUUCUGUGUUGCUUCCUCUCUCUGCUUGCAUUUCUUAAGUGAUAAAAUAACGAAAUAACAGCAUAUCCAGCAAAAUGAUUUUUUAAAAAGAAUAUUUAUUAUAUUUACAUACAUAAAACAGGAGAUUUCCCCCCUAUUAUCUUCCUGUGCACCCGCAUGCCCCCAAUUUUGGCUCUGGAGGGUCAGGAGAAAACACCAGAAUUGUUCCAACUAGCAAUCUGAUAUGACAAAAUGCUUGUGGUAGUGCAGUAAUUUCAUCCAUAAACUAACAGGAGGAGGGUUUCAGAAGUUUCACUUUUAUAUAUGUCUCUCUCUCUCUCUCUCUCUCUCACACACACACACACACACACAUAUAUAGUAUAUUUGUUUUUGUUUUUUUGCUUUUUCCUGCUAUCCUGUGUCUGACUGUAACACAGUAUGCGUUGACAAUAAGAUAAAACAGAAAAUCAAAUAAAAAUAAUUUUAAAAAGAACACACACACAUUCAAAAGUAAACUCAUGAAGAAGUAUGUAUUUAUCACAGAAGAUAGUAAAGGAAAGCACAGAUGAAAAUAGGAACAUGAGUGAAAAGAGCUUAAAGAGAAAAGCCCAUGCUGGGCUCCCAUGAAAAUCUUAAAUGGGGACAAAGUGAUUCCUAUUUCUCUAUAUGUGGAUUAAAAUUUACACAGGACUAACAAUCCUGUUUUGUGGGCCAGGUUUGUGCAAAUUCUCCACCCCCCUCCUCCUCACAACUUAAAAGAAAAUAACAGGGUUUAUGGGUGGGGGGGAAUUGGCUGCAUACAUUUUACAAGCCCCAAAAUGUGGGUUAGUGUUAUGAGCCUUGGGCUUGUGCUUUUCUCACCCCCAGUGUGGACAUAAUUUAAAAUUGAAGUUUUCAGUUUUGUCUUUCAGUGCCAUUUAGUAUGUUGUUUGAACUGAACAAACUGUAGUUAAUCUUAAAUGGUUCGUUGAAACAAGCCUGCUCAUACAAAAGCAGCCCAUACAUAUUUUUAAAUAAGAAUGAAUAGAGACCAACCUACUUAAAAAGAAGUUGGCUCAUUUCAGUUAACCACUGUUAGGAUCAACCAUAGUUUGUCUGGGUUUUAACAACAUAGCAAGCCAUGGUUAAUCUAAAACAGAAACGAAAGUUUCCAAAGCUCCUAUGGCACAGCUGCAAGGAGUGGGGAGUACGUGAGCCUGAGGUUUGCUGCAAGGUGUUCUUGUAAUGUUAAAAACAACAUCUAUUGUAUAAAAUCUAUACUAUUUCAAAAAGUAUCUCAUUGUAAGAGACAGCAAGAGACAGGAGUAAUAAAGGAACAAUCAAGAGGCAAGACUAUAUGCUGAUAAGUGCUAAGGUUGUGAGGACCACCCUUGCCUUCCUGUUUUGCCACAGAAUCACUUUCCUUGAGCAUCCUUUGUAUCUUGGCUGUUGAAUGCUGGAUGUUUUUAAGGUGUCCCUGGAAAACUUGGGGUUUUCCCCUGCUAUGUGACCAUGUAACCCAUGUAACAUCACUAGUUCUUCAGCUUCUGUGCCUUGGAACUCACAUCUGGUGUUAAAGUUCCCCUUAGUAUCCAGUUGGCUAGAGAACUGUGGCUAACCUAUCUGCUAUGACAGGCAUAGGCAAACUUGGUGCUCCAGAUGUUUUGGGACUACAACUCCCAUCAUCCCUAGCUAACAGGACCAGUGGUCAGGGAUGAUGGGAGUUGUAGUCCCAAAACAUAUGGAGGGCCGAGUUUGCCUAUGCCUGUGCUAUGACAUCUGAGCAGACUUACCCACAGCUCCACUGAGGCAGAGAUAUCAGAGGUCAAAGGGGGAAUUUGAGGGUGGAAUGAAAAUAUAGCCUACCUGGCUGGCAGGCUCUUUGACGGCUUGGUAAUAACUCUGUCUCUGUGAAAGAAGUUUCCUGAAAAGGGCAAGUGACACUAUUGCAGUGGUUGGAUUCACAUGCUGCUUUUUAAAAAGGCAUGUAAUUUCAGAGAAAGCAGUUAGAGUAGCAAAAUCAAAGCAGGCACUGAUGUAAGAGCCAGGUAUAUUGAACAAAGGAGACCAAAGAGGGCCUGAGGUUCACAUCUAGAGAAGAGGAACAAUAGUUUGAAAUCAUCUACAUUGAAGAUUUGAUAAGUGUCAUGACAAAAGGAUAACUCAUCAUCACCUUUCCACUCACUGGUUAUCAGCAGGAAUAAAAAGGAUGGCCACUUAAAAUAGGAGGAACCUGUCAAUCCAGUCACUUCUGUAGAAGUAUUGGGUUAAUUUGCAGAAAUUGCCAAGGGGCAAACUAGAUGCGACAGCUGAAGGCCCACGUGUUAGAAUGUUAAUGAGCUCUUAUAAAGAGAGAGGAUACUAAAGGCAAGAAGGGGUACUGCAGCCAUUUUCCCCAGACCAUUUUUCUCUUAGUGUGGACUGUAAGAUGGGGAGUAUUCCUUGCCAAGAGAGAAGAUGCUGUGGAUACGUUCCGGGGGGAAGUGUGGGGCAGGGAAGGAUUCAGUGACACCCUCCUGCCCAGCCAGUGGAUUGGAAGAAGGCCAUCAAAUUGUGCCUGAUUCCAGACAACACUGAGGACUCCGCUAUACAGCUGCAAAUAAAACGUUUUAAGUGUGUUUCAAGUACAAUAUACAAUGUGACACUAGAUGGCGAUGGUGAGCAUUAUGGAAUAUUCAACGUAUUUUUAAAAACUUUUUAAAAAGCAUUUUCAGAACGUUUUUUAAUAUUUGUGUAGAUUCCACCUGAGACAUUUCUCUGGUUCUAAUCUCUGGGAAUCAAAUGUAGAGUCUGUUCUCAAUGGUAGUAUAAUUUUCCACCCCAAAUGAAUGGGGUUUUUUUGGGGGGGGGAUACCUGUGCUGCCAAGUUUCAUUGAGAUUUAAAUUUUAUUAUUUUGUACUGAAUGCAUUUUAUGUGUGAUGAAGGACAGUCUAGAAAACCGGUAAGUAAAUGUGUAAAUGGAAUUUGCAUACAUUUAACGUGUAACUUCCUGCAGGAUAUGUUCUCUGAAUUUUCUGUGUGGUAACCAAUGUUGCUUUAUUGGUAGAGCUAUGAAGGAAAAUCCUCUCAGGAUGUGCUGAAGCGAGUUGCUGCCAGUGCUUUGCUUCCCCUUUUGGCUGUCAGUAAAAGUGCCCAGAAAUGUGCUUUGGAAGGUGAGCUGCCUUGCUAUAAAACACACUGAGGUUGUCCUUACUGUGUAGGGAAUGCAAAAACAGCCUUACACAUUUUAUUUAAAACAAGUGUUCCCAAGUCUACUUUUGGUAACAUGCAAAACCAAGAGUAGGAUCACAAUCAACGUUAGAACAUGCUGGUUAUGAGCAUUACUAGAGAAAUGGCACCAUAACAGUUGGCUUUCAUUUUGUCAUGCAUUUAUAGGUACUGUACCAUUAAACAGACUUAUCUGCUCAAGUGGUUCUGGUUCAAUGAUGGAUAUUUUUAGAAGUUCUGAAUUAAUGCACGUUAGUGUCUUUUGUGUUUCUGUAUGUGAAAAGUCUGUCAAAAACGUAUCCAUAUUUGUAAUUCUAAGUGUUCAUUAUCUUCUCCUGGCCCUUAAUAACCUGUUUAUAGACACACCAUAGUCAAGCAGUGCAUUUUGAAUGCCCUUGAAUCUAUGAGAGCCUCGGAGUAAAUCCCUUGUGGAGAACCUUGCAUUUAGACAGUACAGUCUAGGUGGGAAAACACAAGGUUGAUGUCGGCAUGUAUUUUAGCACUCUGUUUACUUCAGAAACUUGAAGAACCAUUUUAAAGGUCUCCCGUGGCACCAAUGUUAAGGUUCAGGCAGGAAGAUCUAGUAUUUAUUGAUGCCUGAGCAACCUCAGAGGGUUGCCGUUCCUCUUGCUUGCAAAUGAGCAAAUAAGAACAAAAUAAAAGCAGUUAUUGGUAUUCCUUGUGGGUUGGUUCCAAACUUGUGCCUCUGCAGAUGGAUGGGUUCCUUCAGUUCACGGAGAGAAGCAGGGCCCAGCAGAGCUCCCCAAUGGAGGAAAGGGGGUGGUGGAAGAUGGUUUUCACUGAUCCCCUGUACCACCUCCCCAUGUCCUGGAGGGUCUCCCCACCUGCCAAAGGAGCUUUACAGGAGGCUGCAAGGCGGAAUUGGUAAAAAAAAUGUUACACACUGUGACUAUCUCCUCAAUCCACUCUGAAUGAAACCCAACACUGAGCAGCGUACCUGCUGAUAAUUAAUGUUGUCAUUUUUGUAUGGUUAAAUAUUUGAUAAGGAUAGCAUGUUUAAGGAAAAGCCAGCGAAAUGUUACAUAGUGUCUCUAAAAAGAAAAAUCAUACGGAACAGUAACACCCAUAUUUACAGAACCAAAGCAAUUUACUUAAUAAUCCCUUUCCAGAUGUGUAGUAAAAAACAAGCCCCAAAACUUGCAUGUCAGGGCCGAAGAUGUGAAUGGUUUGAGCCUGAGUUGCAUAGGUUCUCAUCCUACCGUUGUGUCUUGGUCAGUUGAAUCCGUAGAAAAGAAAUAAUUGUACAUUGAAGACACACUCUUUAAACUAUGAGCUAAUUGUAAAAUAAGUGAGACAUGUUAACUGCCUGUUGAAAUCCUCCCAAAGUAAUAGGAUUUAUCAAGCAAGCUAGCCAUACCUUUCUCUGAGAUGCUAUAAGCUGUUAGACAGUCUACAGUUCCUGGUGGCCCCUGAGCAUGUUCAUUCCUCAUUGGUCUAGUUUCCUUUUGUGGACUAGGGAGGGGCUCCCCAUUUUUAUUUGUUUUUUUAAGUCUUUCUCCCGCCCAUCUGCAAAUGCCAGGAUGCCCUGAGAAUGACGAUGCCUCCCUAGAGUCUGCUAUUAGGGGGACUGAUUGCUUAGUUAAAUUCAAAUGUAGUAACUUGAAAUGUUAAUUAGGCUUUGGGUACUUAAGCUUGUCAUUUUGCAUGCAGUAUGUCACCUGAACACAUUUUGUUGUUGUUGUUCUAGAAAUAAUAUAAUGCACGUCCAUCAAUAUAAAAUAAAAUAGAAAAUGUGACUCGUUGGUUACUGAUAGAAUGUCUGAUACUUCCACAUUUUGCAAGUACAGUGGUACCUUGGGUUACGAACUUAAUUCGUUCCGGAGGUCCGUUCUUAACCCAAAACUGUUCUUAAGCUGAGGCACGCUUUCGCUAAUGGGGCCUCCCGCUGCUGCCGGCGCACAAUUUCUGUUCUCAUCCUGAGGCAAAGUUUGUAACCUAAGGUACUGCUUCUGGGUUAGUGGAGUUUGUAACCCAAAGUGUUUGUAAAACGAGGUGUUUGUAACCCGAGUAACCACUGUAUUUGAGUGUAGGCAGCUUUGUUGAUAGAGUGCAUUGUUCAUUACAGCCAACCUAAUAGAAACCUGCUUGGAACAGAUAAAGCACAUUCAUGCACAACUGAACCUAGACUCCUUGAGGCCUGGAAAAGCAGUCCCAAGGAAAAAGGUAAUUAAAAAAGAAAAUUUGUAAAAUUAAUAUUAAAAAUUUGGACUUUCUCCUACUGAUGUUGCAGAGCACAAUCCAGUGCAUGUCUAUGCACAAGUAAAUCCCAUUGUGGUAAUUGGGGUUUACUCCUGAGUAAAUGUUUUUGGGGCUUAAGAAAGAGUGUGUGGCCUAGUGGUUAGUGUGUUGGUCUGGGAUCAGAGAAUCUUGAGUUCAAAUCUACACUCGGCCAUGAAGCUUAUUUGGGGACUACAUAUCUUUAGGUUCCAAGAGAAAACAUCCCUCUUCUCCCAGGCCUUUGGUUAAUUAAACAAUCUGUGGCCUUUUAAACUGGUUGGGGGGGAGUUAUUGUUUUUGUUUGUUACUCUGUUAUGUCUUUUCAUGGUUUUAUAUUGUAAACUGCCGUAUGAUCCUUGGAUGAUGGGUGGUAUAGAAAUUUAAUAAAUAAAAUAGUGCCUUUGUACAAUGAAGGUACUUUAUUUAAGCUUCUGCCAUUGUUUAAAGCCACCAUUUUCAUCUCAGUUUCCUUCAUGUCCAUUUUACUCAAAAUUCUAUUAUUGUUUUAUGCUUUAUCCUUUUCAUUGUCUCUUCCUUUUAGCUCCCACCCUAUUGCCACUUUUGUUAAACAACCUGUCUUCACUUUUUCUCCCCCACCCCGCCCUGAUUUCAUGCAAAUCCAAGAUUGUGAUGUGGCACUACAAAUCCCCCAGUGUGGUCUUGCUUGAUAACAUUCUUACAUUUUUAUUACAUGUAAAGAGAAGAGCAAGAGCAGACUUCUGUUGAGCCCUUUUGAAAGCUGCUGUUUGUCCUUUCCCCGACCCAGUUUAUCACCGUACUUUCGUUCCUUUCCAUUGCGCUUUUGAGAGCAAACCCUUUUAUUGCCAUCCAGUGAAUUUGCUGUGUUUGAAAACGUAGCUUCCAUUAUGGAUUCCAUAUUGUAUCGCUCUUCCUUUAUGUUCAAUAGAGCUGAAAUGCUUCUUCUGCGUUAGAUGAGCUUAUUGAAAUUCAAUAAUCUUUUCCACAGACAGUUAGAAUGCCAGCAUCUUAGAAAGCAAGGUGGUCAAGGUGCAAUUCCAGUGUGGUAAAAUAAGUCCAGAAGCAAAAGGUGCUAUAUAUGUCAUAUAAAGCAGUUUCUGGUUAGAUAUUGAUGCUAAAUCACUUUCUUUAUUUCUUUUUGUUCUACUAGGAUGAUAAUAACCUCAGCAAAGAAAUAAAGCUUGUCAUGCAGCUCCUAAGAAAUUGCUUCUUUCGAAAUGAAUCCUGCAAAGUAAGAGAUGUGGGGGCACAUGCAACUUUCAGCUGAAAAUGUUGGUGGAGGCACCUCUUCCAAGCACUAGCAGAAGCUUCUGGAACAUUUUCUGGAAUUUCAAACAGUUUCCAAGAUGUGUGGUGGGGGGUGAUUCUCUUUACUGAAUGUAAGUUGCAGUGUGGGCCUUCCCUCCCCCAGUAAAUCUGAACUUACACUUUCUGUUGUAUUUGAGUGUGGUAAGCUCAAAAUGGCCUCUAUACUCCGCUUGGUCGAAUAUGCAGUUGCCGAUUUCCUUAGCCACAAGAUGAAACAUUAUUGUAUGCCUUUAAGUACCAUAUCUCACUGCUUCUAUUCAUUAGUUGUGAGGGUUUUAACUUUUACUCACAGUUUCUCUUAUGAAAGUAGCUUUUCAGUAUUACACUGUCCUCUUGUCUCUGUCCGACAGGCAGCAGCCCUUGGAACUCACCUUAUCUCUGUUUUGCACGCUCUGUGGCCGUGGCUUUUAAUGGAUGACUCACUGAUGCAAACAGCUCUGCAUUUGCUCUGUGUCUACACGGCAAACUAUCCUUUAGGUGGGUGACGAGUCAGACUUUUGUUUACUUCUUUAUUUGGAUAUAAAUAUGUGUUCCACCCUUCUAGUGCCUGUACGCUAUGCAGGGCAGCUAACAACACUUCAAAAUAAAACCAAAAAUGCCACAGAGGCAAGAGCUGCAGAAAAAACAUCACAGUUAAACAAAACCUCAAGUCCUCUGCAAGGAAAAGUCUGCUGGUAAUAAAAAUGUCUUCCUCAGCAUUUAAAAGACAGAGAUGGGAGCCCCCAUGCCUCCCAGGGCAAAUGUUGGUGGUGUGGCCACCGGGUAUAUUUUGUACUGGAACAAUCGCCAGAAAAUACUAAUCCAAGCAAAAGCUGUGAGGGGGAAACUACAGUUAACAUUUGUUUUGUGCAUUAUCCUUUACUGUCCCUGUGCUAUGCAAGUGAAAGUCCUCUUCAAAUUCCCUACUGAACAUGACUGGAAAACUUAUAUAACAUGCACGCCUACUUCCUUAAAGGAAUAGGUAGAUAUUGUAAAGUGGAAUCAACUAACCCUGUUUGCUAACAGAACCCAGUGCAAAGGCUCCCACUAGUGCAACAGGCCCUCCCCUUCUCCCCACCCCCCACCGCUUUGGAGGGUUGGGAGAACCCCACAAUAGCAUGCUGGGAGAUUGUUUCAUCAGCUGACUUUUGGUCAACUAACUUUUGCUCAGAGUAGACCCAUUGAAAUCUAUGGACCAAAUGAUCAUUAAUUUCAGUAGGCCUACUAUGUGUAGAAGUUAGUUGACUCUGGCCCUGAGUUUGUAUAUAAUAUGGCUACCCUUUGAUAUCAUUUAUUCUUUCUUUCUCCUCUCGUAGCAGUUUUUUAAAAUUUAUUUUAGGAAUAAGCACAAAAUAGUAAUAUAAGCAUAGUGUGUCUACACAGCAUCCAUAGGUACAUUCUGUUAACAACCAAAUUUUCUGUCAAUCAGCAAUACCUUUCAUAAUACUUUUUUUGAGAUGUACACUGACUGAACCUGUAUGGAGAGCCAAAUAAUUUUUGCUAAAUUAAAUGCCUACACCUAGCAUGGCUAGGUUUUACAUUACAGGAAAUAAGAAUCCCAUGAGUAGGCAUCUGCAUAGCUUCAGAAUAGGAGGAAACCCAGGCUAUGAAAGUUUCAGACAUCUAUUGUUUUGAGGAGAAGGACAGUGAACUUCAUUGCAUAUAGCAGCAUUGACUUUCUAAUGUGGGUGAUGAGUUCAUGUGCUCAGUGAAUCUAAAGUAUGUGAAUACAUGAGGAACUCUUGUCUCCUGUGGUUCAGUUUUCCACAUAAACCUGUAAUUAGUAUCUAUGAGGUUGAUGCUUAUAUUUCUAUUUAUGACAAUUUUGUAUGAAUAUAUCUAAAUUGAAAGCAUGAUUGGGAAGAGUGGAAAAUUUUAUUUUGAUCUGUUGUCAUAGAAGAUGAAUGCAUUUCUGUUUAAAAACAGCCUUGCCUUUUAUAUAUUAAAUAAACCACACUAUCAUAACAAUUCAGCAAUGUGGUAUACAGCAUACAAAAUACAGUAACAUCAAUUGAAAUAUUGAGACACACAACCUUCCAUUUCUGUUGUGAAUAGAUUCUGAAGACUGGUUUCUAUGCACAUCAUUACAGAAGUAGCUUUAAUUUCCUGGUAGUCUUAUAAAACAUUAAGUCAAUUUAAAUUAUCUUUCUAGACAUUGCAAUGAAGAGCUGUGCAUGUCCAAGGUUCUGCAUGCCUGAGGUGGGCUUUAGACUUAUGUUCUCAAACAACAGCCUUCAGUUUUUCAAACUAAACUGAGAAGACACUCAAACACAGACUGUAAUGCAGCAGAGCAUAUUCAAAGAAAAUACUUCAAUUCAACUGGGCAGGCCAUUACCUUAAGCAUGCUUGCAAUAGCAUUUAGGGUCAUGGCCAUGGCUAGGAGCCCAUGUCUGCAAACCAAUUUUUAUUCAGACAUUAAGCCAAAUUACGUUCCUCAAGGCAUAUUCUGGGACCUUUCCUGUGCAAAAGUGCACCAGUGUAAAACUAUUACUACUAGAGAUGUCUCUGAAUUUUAUAACUCCUUGGCAACUCAAAAUGCUCACCUCAAAUAUGAGAUGAGUAUUGUGACCCUCAGGUUCUUCUCCGGCUUGGAUUUUAAUCUGAUUCAGAAAAGAACUUCACUCCAGCUCUAUCUUACCCAUCUAUAAGUCCCCAACUACCCACCAGUUUACUGGUUGUGGGAAGGAGAGAUCUGUUCUCUGUGUGUUGUUUUCCCCCUCACACCCUUCCAGGGCUUGAUACUGCUGUGGUAGGAAUCCAAGCAUCAGGAGCAAUUAUGAAAUGUCGUUUUCUCAGUUCUCCUGAAAUCCAGAGGUACACCAGGGGUCAAUUUGGCUGGGAAUAACUUGAGAGGCUUUCAGGUUUCAAGGAAGGGGAUGAAGAAACUGCUCUGCUUAUUCUAAACUGAUUUGAGGAGUACUGUGGGGGCAGUUGCCAGUGAAAAAGAGAAUCUCUUACAAAGCACAGAAGGACCCUUGUGUGGACAGGAAACCACUAAUAGUGAGUUUCAGCAUCCUAAAUUGUUUGGGUUAUAAUUAAACAAUGUUCAUGCUCAAAAAUUAAGUGGGUGUGAUCUCUUUAAGAAGUCUUAUUAUGUUUUCAAUUUAUUUGUUGCCUCUCACUGAAGCCUCAAGUGGCUCAUCUUUGCAGCUCUUUAUUUAACAGGCUUUACGUGAUUAGAUUUCCAAGAUUUGAUGGUGGGAAAUUAUUAAUGCAUUUAUGUCAAGAGUUUUAUGAAGAUAAAUUAUAUUUGCCACUAAUAAAAUUUGUAGAUUGCAUUAAUAUAUGCUUUAUCCAAAAUGCACUUAAGAUUGGAUUGGGCCAACUUUCCACCUAGUCCAAAUUCUGUUUUCGGCAGUGGCAGUGCAGAGGUGUCUCAGGAGUACUCACAAAUGGCAUGAAGACAUCACCCACCCACCCCAGUUUGUCCCCAGCACCUGGCAACUGCCUCUUGACAUUGAGAACAUUUAGCUGCCCCAUCUAACAGCAUCUGGGAUAUCUAUUCUCUAAUGUCUAAUCCCAUUACUAAAUAUUCUGGCAGUAAAUUGUACAGUUACAAUUAUACAAUUGUAAAAGCACUUGUUCUCCACCUCCAGUGCUACUUUUUAAAAUCAUGAUUUGCUCCCUCUAACACCAAACCUAGGUGGUGAGUUCCAAAAGGACUUGGGGCCACUGGAACAGGAGAAGGGAAAUAUCAACAUGCUGAGGGGAACCCUGCAGGUGGGGGAAGAAACCCUAAGAGGACUAAGUAGCCUGAUGAGAACUGAUCAUGUUUUGUAGCCACAGAUUACUGGGAAGAGUGAUUUAGGAAACAGUGGGGAUGUGAUGGAAUGCCCUGCUUGCAGGAAGCAGCUGGCUUGAUCCCCUGAAACAGGAGGCAAGGACAAACAGCAAUGUUGUUCUGAAGGACCAUCUUGUAAAAACUGAAUACGAUUUGUUCUCGGAAUUCUGUUAAACACAUCUAGACAUUUUAAAUAGGGUAUUAUUGGUCCAUGGACUGUCCGAAUACUUCUAACCCGAAGAAAGGAAAUAAAAGCAAAUGUGAUAGAAACAUUACAUAAUCACCAGUAUUAUCAUGAAAACGAAAUAUCCUAUUUGUAAUUCUUUAUUGUAUGGAAGUGUAUCUAGAUAUGUACAUGCACAAACCGUUUCUGGUUAUUUUAACUGACCCAAAUUUAAUGUACUUCUUAUUGAGAAGAAGCUUGAAGCAUAAAUUUUCUUCUCUGAUCAACUUACAAUAAUUUUAGUAGAAAGCUGAUAAAAAAGGCUGUAUAAAUACUUUAAUGGUUCAUUCAUAGGUCUUGGUAUGUUGUUUUGAAAAUACAUAUUUCAUAAAUCAUAAUGAAAUUGAUAAGAUUACAUUUUUAUACAAAAAGGAUACAUGUAUUUAUGGAAACUGUAUAUGUAUAUGUUUUUCCUGAUGGUUAAAUGCAACUGUGGUUCCAUCUUUGAAGGCUGUGGUUCUCUGUGUUUGGCAAGCAGUGGAUUGUCUCCUCUUCAAACAGCCCAACGAACAGCAGCUGGAAACUCUCUAAUGCAUAGCAUUGUGAAGUUGGCUGCCCAAACCCCAGCCGAGAACAGCACCAUCCAGCAGAUGACCUUUAAUCUUCUGGCUAACGCCGUUGUAUCUCAUGACUGCAAGGGUGUUCUUCAGAAGGUAUGCAUACAUUUUAUUUCUAAACUUCACAAAAAAGUUUAGGUUUUGCACAAAACCAAGUGAAGAUGUUAAGACACUUAUGUGGUCUGAACCAAGCAAAAAAUUGUGAACAGAAAAAUGAUGCUUAGGAUGAUGAAUUGGAGGGUAAGUUAUAGGGAAAGGCAUAGCAAACAUAGGCUUGGUUCAUACAUCACAUUAAACCAUAGUUUAUUUUAAACUAUGGCUUAAAGUGAAUAAGCAGUAUGUUAGUGCACACUCCUCAAAAGCCCACAUAUAGGGAUUGUAAGAUGAUACAGUUAUCAUCAACAACAAUGAAAAGUUUUGAAAAAAAGCUGUUUUCUAUUAUUCAUCCAUGUAAUUUAAUUGUUGGUUAUGACAAUUUGCAAAAACAACAACUACUAUACAUGAUUUUUUUGUCACAGGACAUUAUUUAUUUAUUUUUUAAAAGAAAAGAAUUGUAGUAUAGGCAUAAUUUAGUUACUUUGCAUACUUUUGCAUACAAGCCUAAUUUAAAGACUAUGGGUUGUAUUCAACCAACUUUGCUCAGUGUAGAUCCAUUGAAAUUAAUGGAUUGAUAUUAAUGGACCCUUAUCCUGGAAUAUCUUGCUAUAGGAUUGCUUCCUCAUUGCUAUAUUGUGCACACUGUUUUCCUAGCUGCUGUUUCAACUGCUGUUCCCUACUCACCAGUUUUCUAUGUUGCACAUCGUAAAGUAAAAUAAUUAGGAUAAUAUUUGCAUACAGCUCCAAUACAUUUAGACAUUAAUUAUAUGCACUGUCAAUAUACUUUGUCAUGUGUCAACAUUGCUUUUUGUAGAAAGGUGGGCCUCUAUCCCUUGAUCUUCAUUUACAUUCUUUGCUGCUUUGAAAAAAAUGUCAGUAUUGUUAUCUCAAAAAUGAAAAGCAUGGGAUGUGCCUUUUUCCAGAAAUGAUUGGCUUGCUUUGAUGCAAUAAUUCUCUUUUGAAUAAUACAGUAAUUUCCUGCUUAUGCUUGAUGAACGCUGUUGGAAACUAUAAAGCACUUAAUCAUUAGGGCAAUUCCCUCCCUCAUCUGUGAGCUCACGAUCUUUUCUGCUUCUUAGAGCAAGACAAUGAGUGGAACAAGGAAAUAAUAGUCUCUAUUCCUUUUGCCCAUCAAGCAGAGCAGAAAUGGGAAUUGAUUGUGUCCUUACUUCUGGUCUUGAUAAGUUGGUUGGCAUAGUACAGCAUUCCACACUUAAAACUACUUUUGACUUUGCUAUUAGUAUUAUUGCUUGAUUUCUAUACCAAAAAUUUGGUUUACAGAAUGUCAAAUGAAAUGCAACAGAAUAAAAUAAAGAGGCAGAAAUACAAAAAUGGGUCAGCUGAUCAGAAAGUUAUUUAAAAAAUAAUGAUUCAUAUGUUAAGCUUGCUGAAGUAACUAAGUCUUAAAUUAGUAUGUACUAAUCACCUGCUUAAUGACACUUGUCUGCCAUGAGGGUUGAGUAUAGCUCAGUAUUAACACAUCUGAUGGCAAUAAUGUUCCCAGAGUAUAAUGCAUAAACUGUAUUGACUGAACAGUGUAGGAAGAGGAGGAUUUUAUUUAUUUAUUUUUACUGACUGCAUUAUUAAUAUCUGUUAUGAAAACAGCAUUCUAGUUUCAGGCUAGUGUUGAUUUUUUCAUAAUUUCAGGAAGUUUGGGGAAAUGGUAUGUUCAUUCUGUUCUGUUUUGUGUAGGCUGAGGUCAUUCACUGAAGCGAUGGUCAGGCUGAAGCAAUACAUGAAAAUAUGCUACAAUUUGAAGGGUCACUUGGGAGGAAGAGCUAAUUUAUCAAAACUGCAGAACAGUGUUUCUAGAUCAAAGGUUCUGGAGAAAUAGCUUAUUUGAGGGAGGAAAUGUGUUUCACAGAAGAACUGUGAAAUGGUGUUCUUCAAUAACGUGGUACGCUUUUGCCCCUGUCAUAUUCCAGAGUAACUUUCUGCAGAACUUUUUGUCGCUGUCAUUGCCAAAAGGAGGAAACAAAAGCCUUGGUCCCCUGGCUGUUGCUUGGCUGAAACUCCUCUUGAAUUUAUCAUUUGGAGAAGAUGGGCAGCAAAUGAUUGUGAAGCUGAAUGGUAGCUUAGAUCAGCUUAUAGAGAUGGCCAAGUACAAACACCGAAGCCAUCCAUAUACGAUCCUUCUGAUUCUGCACAACACCUGCUUUAACCCAGUCAACAAAUCCAAGAUAUUGGCUAAUGGUAGGUACUGAUUGUUUAAAGUGUUGCCAUGAUACAGCUAUGCUAUUUUAUGGUAAUGAUAAAUUGCCAUAUAUAUUAACCUUGGUGAGUACCGUAGAUUCCGGCAUAUAAGACGACUUUUUAACCCCGGAAAAGAGGUUAAAAAGUCGGGGGUCGUCUUAUACGCUGGGUAUAGGUGGCACGGAGCGGACCCCACCCCCCACUGCUGCUGUGGUGGCUUCGAAGCAGCAGCGGUGGCAGGCUCCACUCCGCACCGGGAGAGAACCGCCUGGCGCGGAGCAAUCCCACUGCUGCUUCAGAAGCAGCAGCAGGAGUGGCGGGCUCCGCUCCGCGCCGGGCGGCUUUCUCCCGGCGUGGAGCUGCCCAGCGUAUUAGGCGACUGGGCUUUUAUGACAAACCCCCAAAUUGCAGCUGCCGAUUUGGGGGGUCGUCUAAUACGCCCUGUCACCUAAUACACCGGAAUCUACGGUAUGUCAGAUUUUAUAUAUGAUUAAACUUGAUUGAGAACUGUGUGUUAAUUAAAUUUAUACAGUUGCUAAUUGAGCAUUUUGGAACUCUAGAGCAGGGAGUUGGCUAGGGCACUCCUGAAAUAAAUUUAUCAUAUGCUGUGGCAUGCCAACAAAUAAUUUAUUUAAAGAACUUAGGCACUACCCUUUAGUGCAAAGCUCCAAAUUGUGUGCAACUUAAAAUCAGAAAACAUGUACAGUAAAAGUGAAAGAAUAGCAUAAAGUUGCACUACAGUGGCUAUAAAAUCUGUAAAAUUAGAAAAAAAUAACCCAGCUAGAAAAACAAGUUACAUCCUACUAUGAAACAUAUUGGAAUGCCUGAGUGUUUGUAUUAUAAAGUACUUUGCUUGGCAUCAGGCAGCUUUUCACAUGUGGACCAUCGCUGCCGAAUUACCUGCUGCCUAUGUUUGGUGAGGAACACCCAGAAUGACUAGGCAGGCUCAUGCGAUAAUAUGGGCUGUCCUCUACCACAGCCUUUCCCAACCUCUGCUCCCUGGAUGCUGUAGGACUACAACUCCCAUCAACCUCAGUGCUCAAGGAGGGGAGGUGGGUUGUAGUUCAAUAACAUCUGGGGACCCAAGGUUAGGAAGUGCAGUGGUACAGUACAGUCCUUCAUAUAACUUGGUCCUCAGCUGUUUAGGACUUCAUAGAUCAGGCAUAUGCAAACUCGGCCCUCCAGAUGUUUUGGGACUACAAUUCCCACCAUCCCUAGCUAACAGGACCAGUGGUCAGGGAUGAUGGGAAUUGUAGUCCCAAAACAUCUGGAGGGCCAAGUUUGCCUAGGCCUGUCAUAGAUAGUCACUUUGAAUUGUGCCUAGAUAGGGGUUAGCAUUUUAAUGGAAAAAGCAUUCUUACGUCACUGCAAAUUAGACCCCAGCUAAAUGGAUCCAUAAGAAACCUGCACAUAUUUUGUGAUCAUAUGGUGUGUGUGUGCAUGUGUGUACACACAUGUAGUGGAAGCAAUGCAAUGAAACAGAAUUUUUAUAUGUUGCAAGGUUUCUCAUAGGGGGAGGGGGCAACAGAUGAAGCUACAUGUUACUUUCUAACAGAACUCUUAACAGUUUCGAUCGACAAUUACCUUCAUACUUGGAAACCUUUCUUAGGCAAUCAUUAUUCAAUUUUCAUAAUCUGCUUUAAAUAUAAUAGAACAGAAUCCUAAUAUUCUGAACAUGGUGAUAAUGGAAUGCCAAGUGUGUAGGUACAUUUUGAAGACAGAAAAGCAUGUGUAAGAAGCAGCAGAAUAAUGGGUUUUUGCCAGUGCAGGUGGGUUAAGAUUGUCAGUAUCUUAAUUCCUACCCGCUUGGCUUUUACUAAAGCAUAUACUAUUUUUUUUAUUAUUUAACAGAAUUUAUAUGCUGCUUGAUUGUAAUAAAAGCAGUGAUGUACCCAUCUCUUUCCCACAAUUUUUGGGUCUCCUAGCUAAUUAGAAUGCCUGCUUUAUAAUUAAGAUACCUGCAGUUUCUUGGCUUUACAUGAAAUUUAAUUCAGAUUUAUUUUUACAAAGAACACUUUCUAAUGGCAGAAGUCAGGAGUGAUUAGUUGAAAAUAAAUUAUUCUGAUGAUAUAAACCUACUGUACGUACUGUUGUAAUAUUUACCAGAGAAAAAAGAGACAAAUUAUCCACAGGAGUGAACUGGAGAAGCUGAAACGAUGAUAUAAUGUCCUUUUGUUAGGUGCAUGUGUGGUCUUUUGUCUUCCUUGUAGAUAAAGCCAUUGCACUGCUAUCUGACUGUCUAGAAAGUGAUAAUCCUGUAGCUCGAAGAAUAGGAGCAUCUGCACUUUGGGCUUUGCUUCACAAUUAUCAGAAGGUUAGUGUUUUGGGUUCUUUUUUUUUUUAAAAAAAAAAGAAGACUGGAUGUCUCUCUUUUGACAUGUAUUCACCGAAGCUUUGUAGCUUUUUCUUAUGUUUUACAUUAUAUAUCUUACCUUUUCAUUAGCAUGGUCAAUAAGACUGUACAUCAUUUUUAAAAAUGAAAGCUUGCAGCAAAAUUGGCAGGUCUUCAGUCAUUUAAUACAUAUUUAGCACCCCCAAGUCAAUGACCCCUUUGGAUUGCCAAUCAACAUGCUGCUAUAAUGAGAGAGGCCACAGUUGGAGAAAUUCUUCAUUUCUGUGUUUUGCAUAAAAGCACAGGAUCUAAUCUUGACAAUUGUUAAAUUCCUUAUUCCCGUGAAAUAGCAAGUCUUACAUUGGGAUUCUUUCCAUUCAGCCUGUAUCCCACUCUCUCUUUUUAUUCUAUCGCCAUACUUACAAUCUUUCCCCAAGGGUUCUUACCUUCUGCCUACCAGUUAGCUUCCCAGUGUUUACCUUGCCCAUCCAUCCUUGCCCUGCCAGUAUAGUAGAACUAGCGUGUGGGAUGCUUUAAUCCCAGCCAUACUGAAAACUGCCUUCUCACAGAAACUGGUCCUAGGGCCAUUUUGUUUCUGACAACUUCUUCCUGAGAAGUUGGAGUGUUUGUGAGUAUUCCUUAGCAUCAUGCAUCUUAAGCCAUUGGUCCAAGUUUAAGGAAGUCCAGGUCAGUGAUCUCUAAGAAAGCAUCCACUGCAUGGUAGCUAAUAAGGUUAAGAUCACCAUUUCAAACUCUUUAAAGCUUCAAGAAGUUUGAUCGAGGCAGAAGUGUAGAGCAUUUUAAUAAUUUCUUCAGCUCUGUGGUUCUGAUACACCCUCACGUGUUAAGCACCCCUGAAGCUUACAGAAUCCUUGAGAACUAAGUACUGUAAUUACCUGUUUUGCCAGAGUAUGAAAAAACAUUUCUGUUCUGCACCCAAUUACACUUAGUGGAACUCCAAAUGCUAUUAAAAAGGAAAUGGUGUCUGUUUCUGAAAGCACAUAUUCUUCCUCCGCUCUCAGCCUCUGAAUGCAAGCUGCGAGGUACAUAAUGCAUCAAAUUAUCACUGAUAAAUGGCCACAUAAUGCAUCUUAUUGUAGGUUAUGUGAUGCAUGGCUUUAAAAUACGCUCCUUAUUGUCAUGUAACAGACAGCCCUAUGCUCAUUCCAGCACCACUGCAUCCAGCAAGAAGUUGGCAAGUGUGUCACGCAGCAUCUUAAUAUUCAAAGAGGAACUUUCUGUUAUGCUGAGCUUUGCAAACAGCCAUGUUCAGGGAGAUUGUGGCUCCUUUUAUUGGCUGUAUUUCAUUGAACUCUGGUCUCUUCCCCCCUCCUCUGCCCCACAGCGCUAUGCACAAUGGUGUGCUCACAUGUUGCAUUCUUAAGUUUCUGAAUGUCAUAGCUUUGUGGCCUGCUGCCAAUAAAUGACUGCCAAGGAGAAGGAAUGAUCUUAAGAGCAUCGGCACGGGGGAGUUAAUACAGUCAUUGGAUUAUUCUUUCUUUGUGCUACAGGCAAAAGUGACUUUGAAGAACCCAUCAAUAAAAAGAAGAAUAGACGACGCCUUCCUUUCAGUCAAGAAAAGUACGUUUUUAACGGAGAAAAUUUGGUUUUCCAUCUCAAAAGGAGUAGCAGCUGAUGCGGGGAUUGUUUUGCAAACAGCUCAUCAAUAUUCAGUGUGGACCACAGAAACAAACACAUAGUAUGCAGUACUAUUGUAAAUGAAUCCCACUGAGUUCAGUGGAGCUUGCUCCAAAAGGAAGUGCGCACAGGUUUGCAGCAAUGUCAACAAAUUUCCUGAAGCUUUGUGUUCUUUGGACUGUACUUUUGACAUUCAUAAUGUGCCUUAAAAGAAAAAAGAAAAACCUUUUUACGUGAACUAGUGUGUUAGUACUGAAUAUUGGAUACAUCUGUGUACUUGCCAUAGCUUUUCCCCAUUGCAUAUUGCCUAAAAUCUUAGAGAAAAGGCACAGUCAAAAUUAGCCUUUUGAAUAGAAUCUUGCAUGUCAUGAGCAUAUUAAGUUUAAUUCUGAGAAAGACUCAGACUGGGUUAGACCCUUACUAAGCUUCCUGUAGUGGGCAUGGAAGCCUGCUCUGUAGGGUUGGGUUGCCCAGGGGAGAAGCAUGAGUGGCAGUGCUUGAGUCUCCUUGUACUCCAGUGGGAGCCUCCACUAGACCAAAGUUCCUUCCAUAAACAUUUUCACAGAGCCUGCUUUUGAGAGCUCUACUUACAGUAGUUUGAUCAAGGGGGCCAGUAUGUUCUCAAAUGUGAUUUCCAGCAUUAGUUAUAUAAAAUUAUCGUUGGGCGAUUGGGGGAAGAGUUUAGCUUGGUACUAGAACAUAUGCUUUGCAUGGGAAAGGCGCCAGGUUCGGUCUCUGGCAUCAGGCAAGGUUGGUAAACACUCACUUUCUAGAACCCUGGAGAGUUGCUGCUAGUUUGUGUAGGCCAGGGGUGGGAACCCCCAGCCUCUCUAAUCAGUGUAGACCUACCUCAAUGAGCCAGAUAAAUCAGUGAUCUGGCAUGUGCUGCUAUAAACCAAUUAUGGUAGUAUGCUUUCUGAAACCAAAGGCUUAUUAGAACUUCUGCCCUGAUUGUUGCUUUAAAAAAAAUACAAAAGUUUAGAAGGACCUGCCUUUUUAAUGUUACUUUUAAUUAUCAGAUAGAUAAAUUGCAAACACCUGAUGUGAUGUGUGUGGUUCUCUCCUCUCUUUUUUAGCUCUUCAGCAACAAGAAGAAAACCAGCAAGAUGCCUAUCACUUCAAAUGUCUGGAAGCCCUUGUGGUGCUUCUCAGUAGCUAACAGUAGCAGUGUUGCAGAGCUGGUCCCCCCCCCCCCUUUUGAAGGACACCAGAACCCAAAUGGAAUCUUAAAUCCACUGAGUGGAAGAAAUCUACCACUAAAGAAUUAUGUUAAUUCUUUGUACUGAGGAUCCUGCGCCACAGAAACUCCACAAAAUGUGUUUGUCUGUGGCAACCCUGUUCCAGUGCCUUGAUGCUAUAAGAGGCAAAGGAAAGAAUGGAAUAUAAAGCAUGGAUUUUUAACAAUGUACAUUAUAUUUUUAUUUUUGAUACAUUUUACACACACUUUUUGCAGUGUCUUUACACAUGUUUGCUUUUAGAAGACACGCUGCUCUUCAGCUGAAGCGUAUUAAUUAUAUAUAAGGAGGCAUAGCACUUAUAAUAUAAAUGAUGUAAAACAUUUUUUCCACAAUGUCUGAACUUGUAUAAAUAAAGAUGUCACC
Molecule: messenger RNA, 86409 nt
Organism: Podarcis lilfordi (Lilford's wall lizard)
Lineage: Eukaryota; Metazoa; Chordata; Lepidosauria; Squamata; Lacertidae
Source: the annotation of a GenBank genome assembly